Molecule: messenger RNA, 65054 nt
Organism: Coregonus sp. 'balchen'
Lineage: Eukaryota; Metazoa; Chordata; Actinopteri; Salmoniformes; Salmonidae
Source: the annotation of a GenBank genome assembly
UCCUGUUGUCCUGAGGGAGACUUCCUGUGUGCGUCAGGCAAAUGUGUCCCCGGUGAUGAUGUCUGUGAUUUCAAGGACGACUGUGACGAUGGUUCCGAUGAGGAGUUCUGUGGUACGUCAAUCUGAAAUCCUCCUCCGAAUUCUCUGCAUACUCUUCAGCUCUAGAGAGGUAUCAUUCUCUCCUCUCUGUUCAACUCUUCUUUCUUCACGUUCAAAAUGGCCGACAGAGGCUGUGGGAACCAGUUGUUUCUUCCUUUGAUAAAAAAAAACACACCAUUCUGUCUAAUUGUUACGAACCCCGUGGCUUUAAAAGUCUAGGGUGGAUGGAAAAGAAACCCGUAACUUAACUCAUGCAAAUUAGAAUAUUGACAAGGAACAGUGAGAACAAAAAUACGACAACCAUAAGCUACCGUCAAACACAAAUGUUUAUUAUAAACACACGGUAAACAGUUUGGGGAAAAGGGGCUGAGCUGGACCCAAGGAUUGAAACAAAGUCAAAACCCCUAAACUGAUCUUGCCUGCCCCAAGAACUGCUAAGCUUACUGCUAACCGUACAAAAAUACAGUGGGUGGUCCGAUCAGGUCUAACUAGUGUGUUUAGACAAGGUUUUCCUACGGGUAGUGUAUGCCCAAGGGCGACUUGCUAAACCCCCCUUUUCCCCAGGCACAAACAAACAACAUAGGUACAAUAUGGACUAAACAGCAAAGGAGUGAGUACACAAAAACAAGACACCACAGUAUACAUACUCACAACAAAAAAGAGUAUUGGUCAGAAAACACAACUCACUGGGUUUUUAAAACCAGGGGAUGUGUGAUAUGGUAAUGAAAACCAGAAACAGGUGGUGCAAUACGGAGGAGUGUCCACUGAUUGGUCCACCUCAGCAAUCAGCAGACGAACGGAUGUCGGACAGGUGGGACACACCAACGACCACCAAUCAAGAAAACACGGGACACCUGUGAUUAGGGCAGAAGGAGAGGAAAAACAAAUACACAUACAGGAUACCUAUAUCCGUAACACUCCCACCCUUAAAAGAGCAAACCAACAAUGGUUUGCGACUCAAGUACUAUUACAACACAAAACAAAUUCAAAGAGCAAAGGCAUCCUCACGGGAUAAAAAAUAAAUCCUAUAUCUCUAAAUACGAGACAAAGCAUCUGCCAUCACAUUAUCCGAACCCUUUUUAUUUUACUUUAUAAUUUUGCACAACAAGUGCCCAAUGCAUAAGGCGUUUGUUCUGGUUGUACAUACGGUGGAGAAAAACUAAGGGGUUAUGGUCAGUACACUAUCACUGGUAGUGCACUGGAACCAACAUAGACUUUGAACUACUGCAGAGCUAACAACAAAGCUAGAGCUUCUUGUUCAAUGGUUGAAUAGUUAGUUUGACAUUUGUUAAAUUUCCACGAAAAAUAACAGACAGGAUGGUCCACUCCACUCUGGUCCGGCUGCAGUAGAACAGCACCAGCCUAGUUGUCAUAGUGCCGUUUCAUACGUCUCUGUGAGGAAGACAGCCAACAUGGGAUACCUGUAUCCUUAACACUAAUAAUCAAAUACUUUCUAUCCCUUUAGAUUUAGUCUUAGUGUUUCUCUAGCGCAUCAUAUUCAUUAGGGCACACCGUAGCAAAGCGCUUUUCAAUAACAAUAAAUAAAACAACAAGUGUUUCUAUUGGACAAGUUCAGGUAGUCCAUCCCUGUUUCCGCCUGUUUUCUUCUGUUUGGUGCUUAAUGAAUAUGACCCUGGUGUCCCCUCUCAGGGUCUUGUGAUUUUGAGCGCCACUCCUGUGGAUGGAACGACAGCAGUGUGGGAGUGUACCGCUGGAGUCUGGAGAUGGCUAACAUCAGCCUGAUACCUGGACAGGACCACACCACGGGAUCACCCUGGGGUAUAUGUCUCAAUACACUCACACACACUAAGAUCAUCUUAACCCCAUUGAAACUAAAUGGACGAAAGAUGAUCUUAGUGCUACGUUGCUUUUGGGAAACCCAGCCCUAGUGAUUAGAAUGGUCACAUAGCUCCAUUGUUAUGACUGCUGUCUUGUCCUUGUGCAUAUUUGUACAGUAUCUGUGCUGCCUGGUUGAUGUGUGUGUUUAUGUGUCCCAGGUCAUGUUAUGCAUGUGGAAGGAGACUCAGCAACACACUUUGUCAGGGCCGUGUUGGAGCAUUCCGUUGACAAACCAAUGGCUUUGGGAUGCCAGAUAAGGUAAGGAGAAAUGUCGUACUAGUCAGUGUUUCCCUUUGAUUUAUGGCACAGAUGUCUUAAUCAUUGCGUAACAAAAAGAGAAGGAGGGAGAGAUAGUGAGGUAGUAAAGUCAUAGUUUUUCAUCUGGGAAUAAGUUUGUUUUGUGUCUUCUUAAGUCUUUAAUAACCUGAUGGUGUAUUGAAACAGCUUUUUACUAUAAUACAAACAAAUGCUUUUCAAUGUGGUAGCUAGAGCUAAUUUACUAUGAUAUCAAGAAAGAGUUUAGACUUUUGUUUGUGGGUUCUUAGCCAGAUGCAAUCAGAGGUAAUUGGCCUUAGCCAUUACACCUUAACCAUUACACUAAGAGGUCCAAGCCUCUUGUUGUACUAAGGAUGCUGUGAUAUUUUCAGCUUCUGGUACCACCUCUAUAAUGACAUUAGUGCAUCCUCUCGGAUGUAUCUGAAGAUGAUCAGAAACACUUUGAGCACAGAAUUACUGCAGAUCUACAAGCCACAGCAGACUAAAGGAUGGGAGAAUGCUACGGCCUUCAUCGGUAAUCAACCAGGAGGUUUCAAGGUUGGCAUUGGAAACACACACACACACACACACACACACACACACUCAUACUCGUGCAUGCACACUCUUUCUCUCUCACUCACUCGCUCUCUGUCUCUGUCUUUGUCUCUCUCUCUUUCUCUCCCCUUAGCUGGAGUUUUCUGUGAACCCCUCAUCCAUUGGAGCUCGGGAUAUCAUGCUGGAUGAUAUCAGCUUUGAGAGCUGUGGGGAGGGGGAAAUACCUGCAGGCUCCCAACUCCUCACCUGUGACUUUGAGAAGGACACCUGUGCCUGGUAAUGAUAAUAACAAUAACAACCAUAAUGAGAAUCAAUUUAAUCUCCAAUCCUCAUUCUCAUCAUCAUACUCAUCAUCAUCAUCAUCAUCAUCAUCAUCCUUAAGCUAACAUUAUUCCUGGUUAUGUUUAAAGGUACCCAGACCACACUGUUUCCCUCCUGUGGAAAAGAGCAAGCGGAAUAGACCACACUACUGGCACUGGUAAAUCAAGUGUUUGCUAAACCACAAACUAGAUGGAGAGAUGGAAGGAGAGGUGUUUUAGUCAGGAAAUAUAAACAGGAUUAUUCUCUAGAUGUGUGUUUUGUUUAUUUGAUUUUGUAUGUAUUGGAUAUUGUCUACACUACAUAUACAAAAGUAUGUGGAAACCCCUUCGAAUUAGUGUAUUUGGCUAUUUCAGCUACACCCGUGUAUAAAAUCGAGCACACCGCCAUGCAAUCUCCAUAGACAAACAUUGGCAGUAGAAUGGCCUUACUGAAGAGCUCAGUGACUUUCAACGUGGCACCGUCAUAGGAUGCCACCUUUCCAACAAGUCAGUUCGUCAAAUUUCUGCCCUGCUAGAGCUGCCCCGGUCAACUGUAAAUGCUGUUAUUGUGAAGUGGAAACGUCUAGGAGCAACAACGGCUCAGCCGCAAAGUGGUUGGCCACACAAGCUCACAGAACGGGACCGCCGAGUGCUGAAACGCAUAGUGCAUAAAAAUAAUCUGUCCUCGGUUGCAACACUCACUACCAAGUUCCAAACUGCCUCUGGAAGCAACAUCAGCACAAGAACUGUUAGGCUUUCCAUGGCCGAGUAGCCGCACACAAGCCUAAGAUCACCAUGCACAAUGCCAAGCGUCGGCUGGAGUGGUGUAAAGCUCACCGCAUUUGGACUCUGGAGCAGUGGAAAAGCGUCCUCUAGAGUGAUGAAUCACGCUUCACCAUCUGGCAGUCCGACGGACGAAUCUGGGUUUGGCGGAUGCCAGGUGAACGCUACCUGCCCCAAUGCAUAGUGCCAACUGUAAAGUUUGGUGGAGGAGGAAUAAUAGUCUGGGGCUGUUUUUCAUGGUUCAGGCUUGUUAGUUCCAGUGAAGGGAAAUCUUAACGCUACAGCGUACAAUGACAUUCUAGACGAUUCUGUGUUUCCAACUUUGUGGCAACAGUUUGGGGAAGGCCCUUUCUUGUUUCAGAAUGACAAUGCCCCAGUGCACAAAGUGAGAUCCAUACAGAAAUGGUUUGUCGAGAUCGGUGUGGAAGAACUUGAUUGGCCUGCACAGAGCCCUGACCUCAACCCUAUCGAACACCUUUGGGAUGAAUUGGAACGCCGACUGCGAGCCAGGCCUAAUCGCCCAACAUCAGUGUCCGACUUCACUAAUGCUCUUGUGGCUGAAUGGAAGCAAGUCCCCGCAGCAAUGUCCCAACAUCUAGUGGAAAGUCUUCCCAGAAGAGUGGAGGCUGUUGUAGCAGCAAACGGGCGACCAACUCCAUAUUAAUGCCCAUGAUUUUGGAAUGAGAUGUUUGACGAGCAGGUGUCCACAUACUUUUGGUCAUGUAGUGUAUGUUUCUGUAGAUUACAUUUCACAUUGUAAUCAGAAACUAGGUUUCCAUCCAAUUGCAGACAGAUUUUCAUGCAAAUAUUGUAAUACCUGCAUAAAAACAAUAUGUGCAUUUUUCCAUCAAAUUGACUUGUUGCGGAUUAAAUGCUGUGCGUGAUGACGUAGUGCACAUAAAAUAACUUUCGCGAUUAAAUUCCCAUUUACCGAAUUAAAAAAAUACACGUUAAUUGGGGUUCCAUUGCAUUUUCAACUCUAAAGAUGGUUUUGUCGCAAAAAUUGUGCCCAAUCUGGUUUUGGCACGUGCGCUCUGGCCAACAGCUUGGAUACAGUGCUGGUAGGCUAGUCUAUUAUUAUGGACUAGAGCGAGAAUAUUUUUAUUUGUCAAAUGGCAGCCAAGCGUCGAUCAUCAUGUCACCAGAAUAAGACCCUCAAUAUUUAUUGGAAAGGAGCAUCAAUUUCAUCACCCUGUGAAGUUCAUAAUAAUGUAUUUAAUCUGAAGUCUAAUAAACUGCAUGCUUUCCCGAGUCGUAGUGGGAAGACCACACAACAUGCAGCAUCAUAGCGUGACGCCAUGUUUACUUCGAUAUGAUGGUUAUUAUAUCAAUAUGUCUGCAUAAAUGCGUUACCACCGCCAUUGCUCGCAUAAUUAAUUUUACUGAAACAAAAAGAUCCCACCUUGCCUAGAAAAUGAGUUUUUUCGACAUUUGGAAAAUUUACCAAAACAUUUGUUGUUUCUAUCAGGACUGUCGUUUAAUUUUGUAUCCAUACUUUACUCGCAUAAAAAGGUUGGAUGAAAACCUGGUUAGAGUACAAGAUCGUUCUCAACCGUGUGUGUGUGUGUGUGCGUGUGUGCGUGUGUGCAUGUGCAUCCAUGUGCUUGCAUUACCAGGUUAUUUCAUGUCCAUUAACGCCACCAGUCAACUGGACCCCUCAUCAACAGCCAGACUCAUCAGCUACCCUCAGCCAGCAGGCACAGUCAUCUGUGUUAGCUUCUGGUAUCGCAUAUACGGCAGUGAUAUUGGUAAGAUGUUUUUUUAGGCGGCACUGAUAGCCAAAUUCAAUAUCUUUGAUUUAAUUAUUUGUGAAAGACCAUUUUUGUAUUUUUUCGUUCCCAAUAAAGAUACAAUUGAAUUGAAAACAGACCAAAUGGUGCCUAUUGUCACAGUUGAACAGACAUGACCCUUAUCUGGUUCUCCUCCAGGCUCAGUGAGGUUCCUCACCAAGUCAGCCAGAGAGCCAGAGACUGUUGUGUGGAUGAGACAUGGGACUCAGGGGAACAAAUGGCGCUUUACAGACCUCACCUUCACCACUGACACCCAACUACAGGUACGUACAGUAUGUCGGAUCUUAAUUUGACCCCUUUCGUCGCAGGAGGAUUAUAAUCCUGCAGCAGGAUUUGAAUUAAUAUUUAAUAUUUAGAAUUGCCGCCCUGGGGCAGCUGGAAGCGGUGUAGGCUAUCCAUUGAAGCAUCCAGCCCAAACUGAGAGGUUUAAAAAAUACUUUCUUAGUCACCAAAGUACCAUGUCUUUAAACAUUUGGUUUCCAGGGGGGCAGUGCGGGCCAUGAGGAAGGCCAAAAAGUGUCUCACUCCCUGGGUCAGAAAGCUCAUAAUUAGCUGGGUCAUCGCAAGCACCAGCACCAGUGUAGAUACUACCAUGACCUGGUAGUAUAUGAGGAGCUGUAGGUCACGGGGGCAUUUGCCAAAGUCGUAGGAGAAAGCAGUUUAGGGACAGGGACUGCGCGUCAAACUAAUUGCCAAAUGUAUCCAAAGAGAUGAAUUAAUGAAUUAUCUGAAUUAAUGAAUACAAUGAGGAGCAGGUUACAACAUUCUGGAACACGUGAUGUUAUAAUCAGAUUCUUCUAUUACAUCAUGUUGGGUCCAUAUCUUGUGUAUGUUUGACAGUGAACAGUAAACCCAAUUCACUUUUACAAAGCACAGCUAGCCAACUAGUAGUUUGACUUGUAAUUUGUACUGCCUACUUUUGAAAGACGAUUUCUUUAAUCAAAAUGGCACAGCUCUCCCAGAAGGGUGGGCUGUGCAACAUGAAGAUGUUAUUGUUGGCUGUUAUUUUCUGUCUCCUUUCGCCUGUUGCUGCAAAUGUGUUGGUGUCUUCAGAGCACAAGACUUUGAUGCCAGUGAAGGACCACCCUAUUCUGAACAACCCUGAUGCUACAAAAGAACAAGUUGAUAGUUUACGGGUGAAAGACUAUUCUUCUCCAGGUAAUGUGGGCCAGUUGACAAAAGGAUAUUCCUCAAAAAAUGUCAAAGACCCCCCGGACUUUGAAGAGCCCCUGAUUUCUGUUCCAGAGCACAAGCCGUUGAUGCCAGUGAAGGACCACUCUGUUCAGAACAACCCUGAUGCUACAAAAGAGACCAAUUUUAAGUCAUUGCUGGAACAACUUGAGAGUUUACGAGUGAAAGACGAUUCUUCUCCAGGUAACGUGGGCCAGUCGACAAAAGGAUAUUCCUCAAAAAAUGUCAAAGACCCCCCGGACUUUGUAGAGUCCCUGCACCUGAUUUCUGUUCCAGAGCACAAGCCGUUGAUGCCAGUGAAGGACCACUCUGUUCAGAACAACCAUGAUGCUACAAAAGAGACCAAUUUUAAGUCAUUGCUGGAACAACUUGAGAGUUUACGGGUGAAAGACGAUUCUUCUCCAGGUAACGUGGGCCAGUUGACAAAAGGAUAUUCCUCAAAAAAUUCUAAAGAGCCCUCGGAGCUUGUAGAGCCCCUGAUUUCUGUUCCAGAGCACAGGCCUUUGAUGCCAGUGAAGGACCACCCUGUUCAGGACAUCCCCAAUGUUGCAAAAUUGACCAAAAUGGUGCAAGUGGACCAGAUGCUGGAACAACUUCAGAGGAUGAAAGAUGAUACUUUCCCAGGUAAAGCUAAAGUCCCACAGAUGAUUGUGGAGAAACGUAUUCCUUAUCUACAGGCUUACAAGCAAAAAGCAUUGCAAGGUGACAACAACGUCUUCAAAGAAAAUCUUCAGGCUCCAGCUCCAAAAGCUCAGAAGAGCACCCUGAAGAUCAAACCCAGAGUCAACAUAUUGACUGACCCUUCUUACUCCGAGCCACUUGUGAAGGUGAACCUGAUUUUGGGGCUUGUUUUCUAUGGCUUCAUCGUAAUAGUGGUUCUCUAUGAUGCUGUGAGAAUCUCCAAGGAGGCUAGAAGGCGAUCUGAUGCUAUUGCCACUGCCAGGUUGAAGAAAAGGGAACCAGCCACCGCUGAACCACAGACACUGGCAUCCAGAGUUCGGGAGAGCAUCUCGUCACGGUUUGGUUUGAAACAAGCAUCAUCCACACCACAGUGUGCCCCCAUUUCUGACGAUUCUGCAAAAGAGUUGCAGAAGUCAAAGGAGUUCAUCUCCACUAAGGACAAAUCUGAGUCGGAAAAGAGACCUGGAAAGAGUGCUGUCAGCCUGAGAGAGUGUGAGCCGCCUCUGCCUAGCAUCCCAGAUAACUUCCUUGUGCCUGACUCUGAGCCUGCCAUCCAGGUGGCAUUGAACCCAUUCGACACCAAGCUAGCCAAAGUUGUAUCUGACAAUGCUGAGGCAUCCAACUACGAGGCAACCGAGAAGCCCUGCUACACACAGUCUGGGCUCACUGAGGUUUGUGUCAAUUAAGACUGAGGACUACUUCUUAAACCAAGUGAUAUUGAAUAAAAGCUGCAGAUAUUACAUCUCCAAAUGAGAUCACAUGGAGACUGUCACCUUUGAAGACUUCCAUUUUCUGUUUGUAAUUUAAUUUCUUUAGAAUAGUAAUAAAAAUAUAUUGCAUUUAAAACAUAUGUUUCAAGUUAUUUUUGGGGUAUUUUGAUUUGUUGUUGUACUGUUGUGUUGUAAAUGCAAUAGGCAACAUUAUUUAAUUGAUAAAAUAAUAUAUUUUUCAGAGAAAAAAAAUAGUUAAACAUUAAAGAGAUUCUUCUGUACUUUUGUAUACUUUUUUGCCAGUAGUUCUGAAAGUAGCACUCACGAGCCAAAAGUGUUCCCAGAGAAUUGCGUACUACGUCACAUAUGUGCAGAUACAGUGCCUUCAGAAUGUAUUCAUACCCCUUGACUUAAUCCACAUUUUGUUGUGUUACAGCCUGAAUUCAAAAUGGAUUAAAUAGAUUUUUUCUCACCCAUCUACACAACAUACAGAAAUAUCUAAUUUGCAUAAGUAUUCACACCCCUGAGUCAAUACAUGUUAUAAUCACCUUUGGCAGCAAUUACAGGUGUGAGUCUUUCUAGGUAAGCCUCUACAAUAACUUAGACUGCAGGUUCCCUUGGCGAUCCAGUGGUUACAGCCGCUGACCCGGCACACAUAUACCAGAGUGGGCAUGGGUUUUAAUCAAUAAUGUAUAUAAAUCCUGGAUUGCUGAUGCUAUGUAUUGGCACUCCCCAGUAGGAGCAGUGCUCCAUAGGAAUAAAUGGUAUUUCACUAAACAUGUUCAAGGACAAAGUUACAUGUAUUUAAGUACUUUUCUGUUGUAGUGGGGACAGUAACAUUAGUAAUCUCUAAAAAUUAUAUUUUAAGGAAAGAAAAUGCAUAUAUUCUUUCAUUUUUUAUUUUAAUGUUUAGCUCACAUAAUAUAAUUUAAAACUAUGCAUUAAGGUGUCUGUAAUAGAAUAAAUGUGGCAAAAACGAAUGUAUACAUUAAUAAUAAAUGCAUUUCUAUAGCUUCCCAAAAAAUGUUUUACAUGUUGAGGGAGUGCCAAGAUGGAGGUGCGGCGGCUUCAGCACAGCACUCCUAUAAAUCAUCUAGUGUAUAUAUAAAUCAAAUCAAAUCAAAUUGUAUUUGUCACAUACACGUGUUUAGCAGAUGUUAUUGCGGGUGUAGCGAAAUGCUUGUGCUUCUAGCUACGACAGUGCAGUAAUAUCUAACAAGUAAUAUCUAACAAUUUCACAACAUAUACCCAAUACACACAAAACAAGUAAGGAAUGGGAUUUAAGAAUAUAUACAGUGAGGGAAAAAAGUAUUUGAUCCCCUGCUGAUUUUGUACGUUUGCCCACUGACAAAGACAUGAUCAGUCUAUAAUUUUAAUGGUAGGUUUAUUUGAACAGUGAGAGACAGAAAAACAACAAAAAAAUCCAGAAAAACGCAUGUCAAAAAUGUUAUAAAUUGAUUUGCAUUUUAAUGAGGGAAAUACGUAUUUGACCCCUCUGCAAAACAUGACUUAGUACUUGGUGGCAAAACCCUUGUUGGCAAUCACAGAGGUCAGACGUUUCUUGUAGUUGGCCACCAGGUUUGCACACAUCUCAGGAGGGAUUUUGUCCCACUCCUCUUUGCAGAUCUUCUCCAAGUCAUUAAGGUUUCGAGGCUGACGUUUGGCAACUCGAACCUUCAGCUCCCUCCACAGAUUUUCUAUGGGAUUAAGGUCAGGAGCCUGGCUAGGCCACUCCAGCAACUUAAUGUGCUUCUUCUUGAGCCACUCCUUUGUUGCCUUGGACGUGUGUUUUGGGUCAUUGUCAUGCUGGAAUACCCAUCUACGACCCAUUUUCAAUGCCCUGGCUGAGGGAAGGAGGUUCUCACCCAAGAUUUGACGGUACAUGGCCCCGUCCAUCGUCCCUUUGAUGCGGUGAAGUUGUCCUGUCCCCUUAGCAGAAAAACACCCCCAAAGCAUAAUGUUUGCACCUCCAUGUUUGACGGUGGGGAUGGUGUUCUUGGGGUCAUAGGCAGCAUUCUUCCUCCUCCAAACACGGCGAGUUGAGUUGAUCCCAAAGAGCUCGAUUUUGGUCUCAUCUGACCACAACACUUUCACCCAGUUCUCCUCUGAAUCAUUCAGAUGUUCAUUGGCAAACAUCAGACGGGCCUGUAUAUGUGCUUUCUUGAGCAGGGGGAACUUGCGGGCGCUGCAGGAUUUCAGUCCUUCACGGCGUAGUGUGUUACCAAUUGUUUUCUUGGUGACUAUGGUCCCAGCUGCCUUGAGAUCAUUGACAAGAUCCUCCCGUGUAGUUCUGGGCUGAUUCCUCACCGUUCUCAUGAUCAUUGCAACUCCACGAGGUGAGAUCUUGCAUGGAGCCCCAGGCCGAGGGAGAUUGACAGUUAUUUUGUGUUUCUUCCAUUUGCGAAUAAUCGCACCAACUGUUGUCACCUUCUCACCAAGCUGCUUGGCGAUGGUCUUGUAGCCCAUUCCAGCCUUGUGUAGGUCUACAAUCUUGUCCCUGACAUCCUUGGAGAGCUCUUUGGUCUUGGCCAUGGUGGAGAGUUUGGAAUCUGAUUGAUUGAUUGCUUCUGUGGACAGGUGUCUUUUAUACAGGUAACAAACUGAGAUUAGGAGCACUCCCUUUAAGAGUGUGCCCCUAAUCUCAGCUCAUUACCUGUAUAAAAGACACCUGGGAGCCAGAAAUCUUUCUGAUUGAGAGGGGGUCAAAUACUUAUUUCCCUAAUUAAAAUGCUAAUCAAUUUAUAAUAUUUUUGACAUGCGUUUUUCUGGAUUUUUUUGGUUGUUAUUCUGUCUCUCACUGUUCAAAUAAACCUACCAUUAAAAUUAUAGACUGAUCAUGUCUUUGUCAGUGGGCAAACGUACAAAAUGAGCAGGGGAUCAAAUACUUUUUCCCCUCACUGUACAUACAGUGGGGAGAACAAGUAUUUGAUACACUGCCGAUUUUGCAGGUUUUCCUACUUACAAAGCAUGUAGAGGUCUGUAAUUUUUAUCACAGGUACACUUCAACUGUGAGAGAUGGAAUCUAAAACAAAAAUCCAGAAAAUCACAUUGUAUGAUUUUUAAGUUAUUAAUUUGCAUUUUAUUGCAUGACAUAAGUAUUUGAUCACCUACCAACCAGUAAGAAUUCCGGCUCUCACAGACCUGUUAGUUUUUGUUUAAGAAGCCCUCCUGUUCUCCACUCAUUACCUGUAUUAACUGCACCUGUUUGAACUCGUUACCUGUAUAUAAGAUACCUGUCCACACACUCAAUCAAACAGACUCCAACCUCUCCACAAUGGCCAAGACCAGAGAGCUGUGUAACGUCAUCAGGGAUAAAAUUGUAGACCUGCACAAGGCUGGGAUGGGCUACAGGACAAUAGGCAAGCAGCUUGGUGAGAAGGCAACAAUUGUUGGUGCAAUUAUUAGAAAAUGGAAGAAGUUCAAGAUGACGGUCAGUCACCCUCGGUCUGGGGCUCCAUGCAAGAUCUCACCUCGUGGGGCAUCAAUGAUCAUGAGGAAGGUGGAGGGAUCAGCCCAGAACUACACGGCAGGACCUGGUCAAUGACCUGAAGAGAGCUGGGACCACAGUCUCAAAGAAAACCAUUAGUAACACACUACACCAUCAUGGAUUAAAAUCCUGCAGCACACGCAAGGUCCCCCUCCUCAAGCCAGUGCAUGUCCAGGCCCGUCUGAAGUUUGCCAAUGACCUUCUGGAUGAUCCAGAGGAGGAAUGGGAGAAGGUCAUGUGGUCUGAUGAGACAAAAAUAGAGCUUUUUGGUCUAAACUCCACUCGCCGUGUUUGGAGGAAGAAGAAGGAUGAGUACAACCCCAAGAACACCAUCCCAACCGUGAAGCAUGGAAGUGGAAACAAUUCUUUGGGGAUGCUUUUCUGCAAAGGGGACAGGACGACUGCACCGUAUUGAGAGGAGGAUGGAUGGGGCCAUGUAUCGCGAGAUCUUGGCCAACAACCUCUUUUCCUCAGUAAGAGCAUUGAAGAUGGGUCGUGGGUCAGUCCCGAAACCUGAAGGAUCUGGAGAAGGUCUGUAUGGAGGAGUGGGCCAAAAUCCCUGCUGCAGUGUGUGCAAACCUGGUCAAGACCUAUAGGAAACGUAUGAUCUCUGUAAUUGCAAACAAAUGUUUCUGUACCAAAUAUUAAGUUCUGCUUUUCUGAUGUAUCAAAUACUUAUGUCAUGCAAUAAAAUGCAAAUAAAUUACUUUAAAAGUCAUACAAUGUGAUUUUCUGGAUGUAUGUUUUAGAUUCCGUCUCUCGCAGUUGAAUUGUACCUAUGAUAAACAUUACAGACCUCUACAUGCUUUGUAAGUAGGAAAACCUGCAAAAUCGGCAGUGUAUCAAAUACUUGUUCUCCCCACUGUAUAUAGACAAGCAAUUACAGAGCGGCAUGGACUAAGAUAGUAGAUUAUUAUAGAAUAGGCCCCGUGUAGCUCAGUUGGUUGAGCAUGGCGCUUGCAAUACCAGGGUUGUGGGUUCGAUUCCCACGGGGGCCAGUAUGAAAAUGUAUGCACUCACUAACUGUAAAGUCGCUCUGGAUAAGAGCGUCUGCUAAAUGACUCAAAUGUAAAUGCAGUAUAUACAUAUGAGAUGAGUAGUGCAAGAUAUGUAAACAUUAUUAAAGUGACUAAUGUUCCAUUUCUUAAAAUGGCCACUGAUUUCAAUAGGCAGCAGCAGCCUCUAAUGUGCUAGUGAUGGCUAUUUAACAGUCUGAUGGCCUUGAGAUAGAAGCUGUUUUUCAUUCUCAGCUUUGAUGCCCCUGUACUGACCUCGCCUUCUGGAUGAUAGCGGGGUGAACAGGCAGUGGCUCAGGUGGUUGAUGUCCUUGAUGAUCUUUUUGGCCUUCCUGUGACAUCGGGUGCUGUAUGUGUCUUGGAGGGCGGGUAGUUUGCCCCCGGUAAUGCGUUCGGCAGACCGCACCACCCUCUGGAGAGCCCUGCGGUUGUGGGCAGUGCAGUUGCCAUACCAGGCGGUGAUACAGCCCGACAGGAUGCUCUCAAUUGUGCAUCUGUAAAAGUUUGUGAGGGUUUUAGGUGCUAAGCCGAAAUUCUUCAGCCUUCUGAGGUUGAAGAGGCUCUGUUGCGCUUUCUUCACCACACUGUCUGCGUGGGUGGAACAUUUCAGUUUGUCGGUGAUGUGUACGCCAAGGAACUUGAAGCUUUUCACCUUCUCUACUGCGGUCCCGUCGAUGUGGAUGGGGGGGUACACCCUCUGCUGUUUCCUGAAGUCCACGAUCAUCUCCUUUGUUUUGUUGAUGUUGAGUGAGAGGUUAUAUUUUCCUGGCACCACACUCCCAGAGCCCUCACCUCCUCCCUGUAGGCGGUCUCGUCGUUGUUGUUAAUCAAUCCUACUACUGUUGUGUCGUCUGCAAACUUGAUGAUUGAGUUGGAGGUGUGCUUGGCCACGCAGUCAUUUCGUAGCCUAGUGGAGACCAAUAUCUAUCUUGUGUUAUUAAGCUACUGUAUAUAAAACAACGGUUGUUGAUGUAUAUGGUUGCAUUUCAGAUACAUUUUUGUAAAUGUUAAUGUUGCAGUAAUAGGUCCUAGGCCUAGCGUUUGAGCGCGCGAGAGAGAAUAUUAUUUUGAUAGCAGGUCUGAUCCCAAUGACUCGACUGCCCCCGCAUGGAUAGAAAGAGAACUGCUCAUUUUCAACGAAUCAGAAGGCUCAUUUGAAUUUCCUGAUCCAGCAGGAAAAUUAUCCACGACAAAAGAGUGAUCAAGUUAAGAUCCGACAUCUGUACACUCACUACCUGUUCCACUUCCACUGUUACAGCUGGUUAUACAUCAUAUAUAGCAUACCUCAUGUGUAGCAUAUUCUCCUAUACUGAAACAAUCAGGAAGAGUUGUGUGGUGUACAUCAAGUUUGUUAGCAGGAUUGCGGUACACAAACACGCUUUACAACAUUUGUAAAUUUCUAUACAUUUUGACCAUAUACCAUCUGUAUUUUUCAAUGUAUUGUCUUGUAUUUUGACCACAGAGCAUGUGUAUUUUUCAGUUCAUAUUGGAGGCUGUGGUGGGUGGUAAGAAGGGUAGCAUUGUCAUAGACGACGUGGUAGUGCACAGCAGCAACAGCAGCAGCAGUGUGAAUGGCUUCUGUCCGGCUGAGAGAGAGUGCACCUUCCAGGGGUCCCUGUGUGGCCUGCAGGGGGAGAUGUCUGGAGACUUCACCUGGAACAGAACCACCGGGGCCCUGGGGGCCAACACCUCCAGCCCAGCGCAGGAUCACACUCUGGGUACUGAACUGGGUGAGAGAGACACACACGUACGCACGCAGGCACUCGUACCCACACACACGCACACGCACACACUCAUCCUGUAUAUGAUGGUGUGUUUUUGCUCAGGAUACUACCUGAGUGCCCAGCUGUGGAACCACCCUGUGGGUAGCAGGGGGCGUAUGAUGACUGGGGUGAACGAGGCCACCCCUCACAGUGGAGAGUGCUGGAUGUUUUGGUACCACAUGGAGGGCAGGGCCUCAGGGGAGCUCAACAUCUACCUGCAGCCCUUUCGAGGCUCCAGGACCCAGACUCUACUGUGGAGCAGGACUGGAGACCAGGGAGAUCACUGGAGACACGGCCGAACUACGGUCCUCAGCCCUGAUACACCUUACCAGGUACAUGCAGACACUGCUGGCACUGGUACUGCUUUUACUGCUGCUACUACUACUACUACUACUGCUACUAAUACUAUUAGUAAUACUACUACUACUACUGCUGCUACUACUACUACUGCUGCUACUACUUCUACUGCUACUACUACUACUACUGCUGCUACUACUACUACUACUACUACUACUACUACUACUACUACUACUACUACUACUACUAAUAAUACCGCUAUUACUACUACUACUACUACUACUAUUACCAGGGUUGGGUAGUAACGGAUUAUAUGUAAUGGAGAUUAAGUAAUCCAAUUACAAAAAUGAAUUAACUGUAAUCAGCCCGGAUGACUUUAAAAAAUGUUUCAUCGGGAUUACAGUUACAUUCUUAAAACCAGCUAAUUACAUUUAGGAAUACUUCAUCUAAUAUCAAUAGGAACAUUUGAUAACACUUCUUCAGCACUGCUGUAAUUUUGUGUACCCUCAAGACUUUUCACAUGCCCUCAACUCGGCAAGAUUCUAUUGUCCUGCUGAUCGCCCAUCAAGGGCUCAUGGCUUAUUUUCUAUUCCAAUUGAUUGAAUCAAUAGGUAAGGCUACCAAACCAUUUACAACAGGCCCACUGGUCAAUCAGAAAGUUGUCUGGACUCUAAAGAGUUGCUGCUUUGUAGUGUAUUUACAGCUCACUUUCACUCUGUCUCUGAGUAGCUGGAAAGAAAAUGCUUUCUAAUUGCGCAACAUUUCAAACCGCGAAUUCUAGAACCCUAUUUAGAAUUGUAGGCUUAUUGUCCAACCCAAAUUUUAUGACAAUCACUGGUUAAGGUUGCACAUCAAAGUAUUUUGAAUCAUGCAUUCCUGCUUGGACAUGCUAAUUAAUCUAAACAAUACAUUUCUUGAAUCAUACUAUUUUAGUAGUCUAUUAGAAUUAAGUAAUUUGAAUGGGUUUAGAUAAGAUCAUUAGACUGCUCAUUUGUUCUAUUGCCUGACCGCGCAUGACCAAAUUCGUUGGCUUUUGCCACCAACUGAAAACGUUAAGAAAAAGUUUGUAUUGAGCCCUGUGUAUGGUCUCACAAUAUAAAAUAGAAGGUGAAUUAUAGCAUCUGUAUGCUUUCACACUAGUCCCCAAAUUGGAAAUAGUCAUGUAGUCAUGUUACUAUAGUAUAUUUUAGUUGUAGUUAAAAUAUGCCUGGGGUUUGAAGUGAAAGUAAUCCAAAAGUAAUCAGAUGACAUUACUAAUUUUGAGUAAUCCAAAGGAUGAUGUUACUGAUUACUUAAUUUUUCAUAUAACUGUAAUCAGUAACAGGUAAACAUUUUCAAGUUAUCCGCCCAACCCUUGACUAUUACUACACUACUGAAUUGAAAUCACAUUGACCCCAACUGUGGUGUUUGCCUGUAAAAGCCAAACACACAUUUUGGUCAUACGUUAACACUAAAAAGUAGAUCCACACUGAUACACAGUGUUAUACUACAUAUAAGCCAUUAAACAUCUGAAUGAGCGUCAUAAAAUCAUCUACCAAUGACGAGAUAAAGAAAAUAGGCAUCUUCCCUUUCUGUGCUAGAGAUGAAACAGCUGGCACGUACAUGGUUGAGUUUGUCACAAAGUCUACCAUGGUCUGCGAUUAUAAUCUUUGGGUAAUCUGAAAACGGAAAUAUACCCUCAACAUAAUCAGAUAAGUUUUGUGCAAACAGUCUAGUGAGUGCUGAAGUGCAGUCUGCAGUCAGGUUGUGCACUUCAACCCUUCAGUAGACCAGUAAAAGUCUCCUAGCACACACAGAGAGUAAGAAUGAGAGUACUUGGCGAUAUCCAGACUGCGUAUUAAAAUGGCAUCCUAUUGGCACCCUAUCCCUAAAUAGUGCACUACUCUUGACCAGAGCCCUACAUUGGUGCACUAUAUAGGGAAUAGAGUGCCAUUUCAGACAAACCCUAGAUAUAGUAUGACUUCUACUCUGGGAUUCAGCUGAGGACACCUUCCUCAUAUGGCUACUGUUUACUGUACCCUGUAAUCUACAUUCCCACUAACUUACAUUUAUGAAGCAUGGACCCUGUACGUAUUGUAAUACAAUCAAACACAGACAGUUCAUAGAUAGACUCACUAAGAUUAUGGCAAUGUGUUUCCUGAUUGACAGGUCAUCUUUGAGGCUGUGGCUGGGGAUGGCCGUGAGGGGGACAUUGCCAUUGAUGACCUCACCCUUUUUAAUGGGCCAUGUCCACAACAAGGUGAGUGCGUCAAUUAAGAGAUGACCAGUGGGAUGUUAAUGUAAAAAAAAUACAAACAAAAAACAGAAAGGUUACAGAAAGGCUCUGAAAUCUAUUCUCACUGUGUGUGUUCUUGUGUGCAUGCAUACAUUCAUACAUCCGUGCGUGUGUAUGCAUGCAUGCAUCCAUCCGUGUGUGUGUUCUGCAGGGUUCUGUGACUUUGAGAUGGACUACUGUGGCUGGCUGAACAGUCCCCCAGCUGAGUCAGGAGUGGACUGGGAAUGGUGGUCAGGGUCCAGUGGAGGACGCUUCGCUCCGACAGUGGACCACACCACCAACUCUGACCAGGGUAGGCUGCCUGUGUGACUGAAGGGAUUUGAUCCUAGGUCAACUCUGUCUGUGCCACAAGACUGUAUUAGCUCACUGUAGGCUUGGGGAGCUAAAACAAGUCUUCAAGCCUGUGUGACCAAUUGGGUUUGAGCCCUGGUCGGCCCUGUUCCACAAAACAGUGUUAGCCUGCUGAAGUUUAUACCCAGGGCACAGAGUUUUCCCGGUUUGGUUUUCAUUGUCUAAAGGAAAUGACUUUAAUUGUGCUGUUUGUUGUGGCUCUACCCUCCAGGACACUACAUCAUCUUCUUGUCAGAUAGCUUUUCCUCUGGACUAGAGAUUACCCAUCUGCAGAGUGAACCUAUGGAGGCGGUAGAGAAUGCAUGUAUAGAGUUCUGGUACUUCAUGAGCAUGUGGGGAACCAUGGGUAAGUAGCCUAAACUGGCUCUGAUAUGGCUGUAAAUGGUGAAGGCUAUGAUGCAAAACAGGAGGUUGGUGGCACCUUAAUUGGGGAGAACGGGCACGUGGUAAUGACUGGAGCGGAGUCAGUGGAAUGGUAUCAAAUACCUCAAACUCGUGGUUUCCAGGUGUAUGAUGCCAUUCCGUUUGCUACGUUCCAGCCAUUAUUAUGAGCCAUUCUCCCCUCAGCAGCCUCCUGUGCAUGCAUACCAUGCCGCUAUAGGACCUACUGGUGUCAUACACACCAAAAAGUGUGUAUUUGGUGUUUGUUUCCCCCAGACAAGCUGGAGCUGACAGUGUAUGUGAAUGAGACAGGUGUUCUACGGUCGAUAUGGAGCAGAUUUGGUAAUCUCGACCCAAUCUGGUAUCAGGCCAUGGUGGACUACAACGCUACAGGACCACACCAGGUCAGACAACGGUCAACCAAUAAGACAGCGGUCAACCAAUAAGACAGCGGUCAACCAAUAUACUGUGGGAGGUUUAAUACCAGUACAGUGAGUGAGCUAGCCAGCCGGUCAGGCAGCAAGUGAGUAUUCAACAGAUAUUGUUGGACCAUGUGUUUUGUUGCAGAUCAUAUUUGUUACCAAGCGCCCAAACAGCGAAGAUGGAGGCAUAGCCCUGGAUGACAUCCACAUUAGGAUAAACCUGACCUGUGCAGAGCUGAUCCCUACCACUUCAGCACCUACCACAGUACCCACCACCUCUCCAGCCACCCCUAUGGACUGCACCUUUGAAAAUGGUGAGGCACAGAGAAGAGGCUUACUAGGAAAUACAUUAACCUGGUCCCAGAUCUGUUUGUGCUAUCUUGCCAAAUCAUAUGGUUGGCAAGACAGCACUAACAGAUAUGGGACCAGGUUAGAGAUACAUAGGUUUGCCAACCUCUCCUAGUUUAGCCUGAAGUCUCCUGGAAUUGCGGAAGAAUUCCAAGAGGAUUUUCUUAUGUCUGAUUGGCAUUACGAAUGAGUUGCAGGGAGGGUUCAGCUUCAUAAAGGAGCAAUAUGAAGGAAGCAAUAACACAAGGCUGUAACAGUGAAGAUUAGAAGAUAAGAAAACUUCAUGAGAUGAAAAUGUUCCUGUCCUUCCCCAUCAGGCCUGUGUAACUGGGUCCAGGAGACCAACGAUGCCUUCGACUGGGUCCACUCCCAAGGCCUGCAGGUGGACCAGCCAUGGAAUGGACCGCUGUACGACCACACGGUCGGAAAUGACCAAGGUACUGUUCUGGACCUGAAGAGCUAGCUACUGUCAUGGAAAUUCUACACAGGGACAUUCGAAGUCAAUCUUAAAUAAAUCUUUGUUUAUUAUCAGCAUGCUGUAGAGGUCACAGUCAAACUUAGAUGCAUCAUGUACCGGUCUGAAGUGAGCUCCCUCGGGGCAGUCCUGCUAGAUCUCUUAUAUAUUGCUUACGGACACGUUACAUAGGCAUAGUUCAUAGGGUUGGUCCCGGCAUGUGUCUGGCACAGUCUCUAAUCUUUUUUGGGGGGAGGGGGAGGGGUAGAACAGCUUUAAAAUUGCAUAUACAUUGUAACUUCCAUCAAUGUAAUUGUCUGCAUCACUUCCAAUGUUUGUUUUUUCUCGCAAAUAUAUAUAUAUAUAAACUCAGCAAAAAAAGAAACAUCCCUUUUUCAGGACCCAGUCUUUCAAAGAUAAUUAGUAAAAAUCCAAAUAACUUCACAGAUCUUCAUUGUAAAGGGUUUAAACACUGUUUCCCAUGCUUGAGCAAUGAACAUGCACCUGUGGAACGGUCAUUAAGACACUAACAGCUUACAGACGGUAGGCAAUUAAGGUCACAGUUAUGAAAACUUAGGACACUGAAGAGGCCAUUCUACUGACUCUGAAAAACACCAAAAGAAAGAUGCCCAGGGUCCCUGCUCAUCUGCGUGAACGUGCCUUAGACAUGGUGCAAGGAGGCAUGAGGACUGCCGAUGUGGCCAGGGCAAUAAAAUGCAAUGUCCGUACUGUGAGACGCCUAAGACAGCGCUACAGGGAGACAGGACGGACAGCUGAUCGUCCUCACAGUGGCAGACCAUGUGUAACAACACCUGCACAGGAUCAGUACAUCCGAACAUCACACCUGCGGGACAGGUACAGGAUAGCAACAACAACUGUCCGAGUUACACCAGGAACACACAAUCCCUCCAUCAGUGCUCAGACUGUCCGCAAUAGGCUGAGAGAGGCUGGACUGAGGUCUUGUAGGCCUGUUGUAAGGCAGGUCCUCACCAGACAUCACCGGCAACAACGUCGCCUAUGGGCACAAACCCACCGUCACUGGACCAGACAGGACUGGCAAAAAGUGCUCUUCACUGACGAGUCGCGGUUUUGUCUCACCAGGGGUGAUGGUCGGAUUCGCGUUUAUUGUCGAAGGAAUGAGCGUUACACCGAGGCCUGUACUCUGGAGCGGGAUCGAGUUGGAGGUGGAGGGUCCGUCAUGGUCUGGGGCGGUGUGUCACAGCAUCAUCGGACUGAGCUUGUUGUCAUUGCAGGCAAUCUCAACGCUGUGCGUUACAGGGAAGACAUCCUCCUCCCUCAUGUGGUACCCUUCCUGCAGGCUCAUCCUGACAUGACCGUUCAGCAUGACAAUGCCACCAGCCAUACUGCUCGUUCUGUGCGUGAUUUCCUGCAAGACAGGAAUGUCAGUGUUCUUCCAAGGCCAGCGAAGAGCCCGGAUCUCAAUCCCAUUGAGCACGUCUGGGACCUGUUGGAUCGGAGGGCUAGGGCCAUUCCCCCAAGAAAUGUCCGGGAACUUGCAGGUGCCUUGGUGGAAGAGUGGGGUAACAUCUCACAGCAAGAACUGGCAAAUCUGGUGCAGUCCAUGAGGAGGAGAUGCACUGCAGUACUUAAUGCAGCUGGUGGCCACACCAGAUACUGACUGUUACUUUUGAUUUCAAAAGUCACAUUUCUGUUAGUCACAUGUCUGUGGAACAUGUUCAGUUUAUGUCUGUUGUUGAAUCUUAUGUUCAUACAAAUAUUUACACGUUAAGUUUGCUGAAAAUAAACGCAGUUGACAGUGAGAGGACAUUUCUUUUUUUGCUGAGUUUGCAUACAUACAGUGCUAUGAAAAAGUAUUUGCCCCCUUUCUAAUUUUCUCUACUUUUGCAUAUUUGUGAUUGUCACGAUCGUCUUCAAAAUGAGCGGACCAAAGCGCAGCGCGUUGAGUGAACAUGACUUUAUUAAAUAAAGCAACCACGAAAAAACAACAAAUGACGAUACGUGAAGUCCAAAAGUUACAAAUACUGAAACACGGAACAUGGAACACUGGAACAAAAACCCACAAACACAAGGUGAAAAACACACAGAUUAUAUAUGGCUCCCAAUCAGAGAUAACGAGCCGACAGCUGACACUCGUUACCUCCGAUUGGGAGUCACCAGACCAAUUACCAAAAACACAAACAAAUGAAACUCACCCAUACCCAACACCACCAAAUGAAAUACACCCUGGCUCUAACACACAGUCCCGGAGCCAGAGUGUGACAGUACCCCCCCCCAAAGGCGCGGACUCCGACCGCGCCUAACCCAAAAAAUGGGGAGGGCUGGGUGGGUGUUACUCCACGGAGGCGGCUCUGGCACUGGUCGUGAUCCCCACCCCACCAUAGUCACUACCCACUUAAGUAGCCUCCUCCAAUCAACCACCCUACAUCCUAACCCCACUGGAUUAAGGGGCAGCACCGGACUAAGGGGCAGCACCGGACUAAGGGGCAGCACCGGACUAAGGGGCAGCACCGGACUAAGGAGCAGCACCGAGCUAAGGGGCAGCACCGGACUAAGGGGCAGCACCAGGAUAAGGGACAGCACCAGGAUAAGGAGCAACACCGAGCUAAGGGGCAGCACCGGACUAAAUGGCGGAUCCUGGCUGGACGGCUCUGGCGGAUCCCGGCUGGACGGCUCUGGCGGAUCCCGGCUGGACGGCUCUGGCGGAUCCCGGCUGGACGGCUCUGGCGGAUCCCGGCUGGACGGCUCUGGCGGAUCCCGGCUGGACGGCUCUGGCGGAUCCCGGCUGGACGGCUCUGGCGGAUCCCGGCUGGACGGCUCUGGCGGAUCCCGGCUGGACGGCUCAUGGCUGGCUGACGGAUCUGGCUGCUCAUGGCUGGCUGACGGAUCUGGCUGCUCAUGGCUGGCUGACGGAUCUGGCUGCUCAUGGCUAGCUGACGGAUCUGGCUGCUCAUGGCUGGCUGACGGAUCUGGCUGCUCAUGGCUGGCUGACGGAUCUGGCUGCUCAUGGCUGGCUGACGGAUCUGGCUGCUCAUGGCUGGCUGACGGAUCUGGCUGCUCAUGGCUGGCUGACGGAUCUGGCUGCUCAUGGCUGGCUGACGGAUCUGGCUGCUCAUGGCUGGCUGACGGAUCUGGCUGCUCAUGGCUGGCUGAAGGCUCUGGCUGAUCCUGUCUGGCAGAAGGCUCUGGCUGAUCCUGUCUGGCGGAAGGCUCUGGCUGAUCCUGUCUGGCGGAAGGCUCUAGCGGCUCCGGUCUGGCGGAAGGCUCUGAAGGCUCAUGGCAGACGGGCGGCUUAAGCGCCUUUGGGCAGACGGGCAGUUCAGGCCCCGUUGGGCAGACGGCAGACUCUGGCCGUCUGAGGCGCAUCGUAGGCCUGGUGCGUGGUGCCGGAACAGGAGGUACCGGGCUGAGGACACGCAUCUCAGGGCUAGUGCGGGGAGAAGCAACAGGGCAUGCUGGACCCUGGGGACGCACCGUAGGCCUGAUGCGUGGUGCCGGAACUGGAGGUACCGGGCUGAGGACACGCAUCUCAGGGCUAGUGCGGGAAGCAGCAACAGGGCAUGCUUGGCCCUGGGGACGCACCGUAGGCCUGAUGCGUGGUGCCGGAACUGGAGGUACCGGGCUGAGGACACGCAUCUCAGGGCUAGUGCGGGGAGUAGCAACAGGGCAUGCUGGACCCUGGAGACACACAGGAGGCUUGGGGCGUGGUGUAGGCACUGGUAGGAAAGGGCUGGCGACGCGCACCGUAUCCCUGGUGCGAGUGGCCGGAACAGGUCGGGCUGGGCUGGCGACGCGCACCGUACACUUGGUGCGGGUGGCAGGAACAGGCCGAACCGGGCUGGCGACGCGCACCGUAGGCUUCCUACGAGGCUCAGGAACAGGCCGGGCUGGGCUGGCGACGCGCACCGUACACUUGGUGCGGGUGGCAGGAACAGGCCGAACUGGGCUGGCGACGCGCACCGUACACUUGGUGCGGGUGGCAGGAACAGGCCGAACCGGGCUGGCGACGCGCACCGUACACUUAGUGCGAGGGGCCGGAACAGGCCGUACCGUACGGGGAACACACACUACUGGCUGUACCUCGGGAUUAGGAACGGGCCGGACCGGACUGGUUACACACCCCAGUACCUCUCGCCGAGCCUCUACACCAGGGUUCUUCAAUCCUGGUCCUGGAGGGCCGAGACACCUCUGUUUUUCAUCCUCUCCUUCUAAUCAGGGGCUAAUUCAGACCUGGGACACCAGGUGAGUGCAAUUAACUACCAGGUAGAAAUAAAAAACAGAAGUGUUUCGGCCCUCCAGGACCAGGAUUGAAGAACCCUGCUCUACACCUUCCUUCCCUGUUUUUCCCAGUAGCCCCCUUAACCUGGUAGCCUCCUGAAUCCAUCCCUUUUCUGCCUCCGUCAGCCCCCUUAACCUGGUAGCCUUCUGCCUCUGCCUUGUGGCAGCCUCCUGCUGCUCAGUCGCCCAAGCCAUGUGCCCCCCCCAAAAAAUUUCUUGGGGUUGCCUCUCGUCCACGGGCUUCCAGCCUCGCCUUCGUGCUGCCUCCUCAUACCACCUCCUCUCGGCUUUGGCUGCCUCCAGCUCUUCACGAGGGAGGCGAUAUUCUCCCGGUUGUGCCCAAGGACCCUUUCCGUCCAAUAACUCUUCCCAUGUCCAGACCCUCGGCUCCUGGACACGCUGCUUGGUCCUUUGAUGGUGGGUUUUUCUGUCACGAUCGUCUUCAAAAUGAGCGGACCAAAGCGCAGCGCGUUGAGUGAACAUGACUUUAUUAAAUAAAGCAACCACGAAAAAACAACAAAUGACGAUACGUGAAGUCCAAAAGUUACAAAUACUGAAACACGGAACAUGGAACACUGGAACAAAAACCCACAAACACAAGGUGAAAAACACACAGAUUAUAUAUGGCUCCCAAUCAGAGAUAACGAGCCGACAGCUGACACUCGUUACCUCCGAUUGGGAGUCACCAGACCAAUUACCAAAAACACAAACAAAUGAAACUCACCCAUACCCAACACCACCAAAUGAAAUACACCCUGGCUCUAACACACAGUCCCGGAGCCAGAGUGUGACAGUGAUACUGAAUGUUAUCAGAUCUUCAACCAAAACCUAAUAUUAGAUAAAGGGAACAUAAGUGAACAAAUAACACAACAAUUACAUAUUUAUUUCAUAAACAAAGUUAUGCAACACCCAAUUCCCCUGUGUGAAAAAGUAAUUGCCCCCUUACACUCAAUAACUGGUUGUGCCACCUUUAGCUGCAAUGACUCCAACCAAAUGCUUCCUGUAGUUGUUGGUCAGUCUCUCACGUCGCUGUGAAGGAAUUUUGUCCCACUCUUCCAUGCAGAACUGCUUUAACUCAGUGACGUGUGGGUUUUCAAGCAUGAACUGCUCGUUUCAAGUCCUGCCACAACAUCUCAAUUGGGAUUAGGUCUGGACUUUGACUAGGCCAUUCCAAAACAUCCAAUUUGUUGAUUUUUAGCAAUUUUCAUGUAGACUUGAUUGUGUGUUUUGGAUCAUUGUCUUGCUGCAUGACCCAGCUGCGCUUCAGCUUCAGCUCACAGAUGGAUGGUCUGACAUGCUCCUGUAGAAUUCUCUGAUACAGAGCAGAAUUCAUGGUUCCUUCUAUUAAGGCAAGUCGUCCAGGUCCUGAGGCAGCAAAGCAUCCCCAAACCAUCACACCACCACCACCAUGCUUGACCUUUGGUAUGAUGUUCUUACUGUGGAAUGCAGUGUUUGGCAAUCCUUCAGCCAUUCCUGGACCUGUGACCAAAAACAAGCUACAAAUGGACAGUACCAAAACAAAUGAUCUAAUGAUUCUGUCUCUUCGCAGCAAAAUCUGAAGAGCUGGGAAGAUUGUAUCCCCCAUAUAAAUAACAUUCUAUUGGUAGCAAUAAUUUUGUAUAAUCAUUUAAAUAGAAAAAUUCUAAGUUUUGAAUCUGGCGUCGUUUUGUGUAUCAGUUCAUAAACACUAUGCCAUGGAAUCGGUACGUCAAAAAUCUCUUCCCAACUAUUUUGCAAUCUAUAUGGGACAGCUGUCAGUCCUUUGGUCUUUAAAUGAAACUUGUAUACUUUUUUAUUUAUCACAAUUUUCUUUAACCAAUUAUGUUAUUUAAUGCAGGGCCAACAGACAAGUUCCUUACUUUUUCCCCCUUCAACUUUCCUCUUCCAUUUUUGCGGUAAUGCUGCAAUUAUUUGGUUGUAAUUUUGGUUAGAACAGACAUUUCCAUAUGUUUUUGUUAGCUGCAUGUGCGACAACUCCACCAGUCCUACCUAUGAUAUCAUUUACGAAGAAUAUACCUUUUUUAAACAUUUUUUCAAAAAAUAAUUGUUUUUUAUUCAUUAGUAUAUUUGAGUUUAACCACAAUAUUUGUUGCAUUAUUUGUUCUGUCGUUUCUUGAGGAUUAAAUUGAAAUUACAACCAACUUUCUAUGGCUUGUUUUAGAAAUAGUGAUAUUUGGGAGAUGAUUUCCUUUUCAAAUAACUGAAAGUGAGAGGUUGUAAUCUGAAUAAAGGGGCGGCAGGUAGCUUAGUGGUUAAGAGCGUUGUGCCAGUAACCGAAAGGUCGCUGGCUCUAAUCCCCGAGCCGACUAGGUGAAAAACCUGCCGAUGUGCCCUUGAGCAAGGCACUUAACCCUAAUUGCUCCUGUAAGUCGCUCUGGAUAAGAGCAUCUGCUAAAUGACGUAAAUGUAAUAUAAAUGUAAAAGGCCAUUCUUGAACAUGGGGUGAGACAAUCUUACUAAUUUGCUAGAGAACCAGUUCGGAUUUAAGUAUAACUUUUGUAUGACUGAAGCUUUUAGUGAUAGGUCUAAUGCUUUAAUAUUUUAUAAUUUCUGUCCUCUGAAUUCAUGUUCAUUAUAUAAAUAGGCCUGUUUAAUUUAUGUCUGGCUUGCCAUUCCAAAUAAAACGGAAUCUUUUUAAAUCUUUUUUAUAUUUUUAUAUAUUUAAAACUGUUCGCUAGGCUUAGGCAAGACCAUAAGCAAAUAUUUAAACUGUGAUACUACUAAAGAGUUAAUCAGGGUGAUUUUUCCACAAAAACACAGGUAUUUACGGUACCUUUCCAUGAUAGCAAGAUCUUAUCUAUUUUUGCUAACUUUCUAUUAACAUUUAUUGGAGUGAGAUCAUUUAUUUCAUUUGGGAUAUGUAUUCCGAGUAUAUCCACAUCACCGUCUCUUAUCUUAACUUAAAUAACAUAUUCUGGGAGUUCUGCCAGAUGAUCCUAAGGAGGGGGUUUAUCACAUCUUUACCAAGCACAGACAGGAACCAAGGAUUAUUUAUGACACUAAGACAAGAUUAAAAUUUUCAAGGCAGUCUCUUCACAUGAUAACAUUUUCCAUCACAUUACGCAUAGGGAGACAAACUAAACAUCCCUGCAUCUGCCACAAGUGUCACUCAAAGUGGCAAAGACUGUCACUCAAAAAUGGCUGCUUUAUGUCCUGUGUGUGUGACAGGGUUUUACCUGAUGGUGAAUAUGUCUGGUAGCGGGGACGGUGAGACCGCGGUCGUCUCUGUUCCUCUUACGGUCCAAACCACGGACCUCUGUGUUGGAUUCUGGUAUUACAUGUUGGGACCAUCUGUGUCCAACCUGGACCUCCUAGUACAGACGGUAUGUACAGUAGACAACUACCGGGGUUAUAGCAUAUAUGGGCUGGUUUCCCAGACACAGACUCAACCUGGUCGUGGACUGAGAAGUACUUUCAAUUCAGAAUCUGCAUUGAGCUUGCUUUUAGUCCAGGACCAGGCUUAAUCUCUGUCCUGGCCGUAUAUGUUUUACACUGAUGUUUUAGAAGGAGUUUUAAAACUCUGGGCCCUAGUUACAUUAUAACAAACAUACAGAAUUCCCUGAUGAAUGCUAUUGCCCAAAUCAUUAUCAGUAGAUGUAUUAGUGGCAAGGGGGUUUCGAGUAACAUAUGGUAGCCUUCUACAAUUGGUUGAACUGACAGUUGAACAAGUGCCUUUCAUCAUCUAGCUUUUAUGUUAUUGUCCUCUAACUUGCACGUAAAUACCUACUCAACUAAUAGUUUCUGUUUUUUAAUGCGUCAUAUGUAAGAGUAUUGUAACAUUUAGUAUUCUCUUCAUGGUAGAAAACAUCAAGAACUGUGGUGUGGACUCGCCAAGGCAGCCAGGAUUCAGAAUGGAUGAAUGCACAGGUUACACUCAGCAUAGCAGACACACAGGAGGUAUGCACACGCACACACACGCACGCACACACACAUGCACAGUGGUAAUGAUGUAUGAUCUGUGGUCCAGGUUCAGUUCUCUGGAAGCAGGAAUACCUCUGGCAGUGGGUUUAUAGCCAUCGAUGAUGUCACAGUCAAGGAAGGAGCCUGCAAAGAUCAAAGUAAGAAAUACGUUCAUAAUGGCUCUAUAUACACACUGCCAUGUGUGAUUGUUGUUAUUAUAUUGCCACUAAUGCACAUAGGUUAUACUAUAUUGAUCAUAUCACAUACUAGAGUUCUAUUUAAUUCUGUGGGGUUAUACCAUAUCAAACUCAUCAUGUAGGCAAUAUAUUUCCUCACUGAUUGAGACUAUGAUGAUAUUCUAUUGGGAGAGUAUGGGGAAGCAGCAGGGUAAUAAGUGUUUGCUUCAUACAGAUCCGUGUGGAUUUGAGGUAGACUCCUGGUGUGACUUUGAGGUAGACAUGAGUCACAAGGGGCGCUGGGACCAUUUGAGAGGCAGAAAGGACCGACUGGACCACACCUACAGAACUGAGAAAGGUGAAUGUUAUUGUGGCCAAUAUCAUUGUGUUUGUGAAGGGUGGUAGAAAAGGAAGGCAUAUAUAUUUUUUAUUGAACCUUUAUCUAACCAGGCAGUCCCAUCUGGCCGUCUUUGGGAAGCAGGUCAAACAGUAGUCAUUCAUGGCAUUGUUAGGCUGCCAAUCUAGCUGGUGCAAAGGGAUUUGAGCACCUGUUAAAGCGCUGCAUAAAUCCAAUCUAUUAUUAUGACAAUUAUUGAUUGUCUGUGUCUGUCCUGUAGGUUUCUAUCUGACUGUGUUGAAACUGAACUCAACGGAGAUCGAGGUGGCUCAGCUGCUUUCUCCAGAGCUAAGCUCUACCACAGGGAUGUGUGUUCGUUUCUGGUGAGCUCAGUCCCUCGCUGUUACCUCACUCUCCUCCCAACUCAUCUCUCCUCACCUUACUUUUCCCCUCUCACCCCUAGCCUCAUUUCUCACCUCACUCUCCUACUAAAAACCUCACCCCUCACCUCCUACUCCUCAUCCCCCCAAUCAUUUUACCUCUGCCCUGAUCUCUCACUCCGCCUCUAGGUACUGGCUGCCUGCUGGCUCCACUGACCAUCUGUCAGUGCAUGUCCUGAGGAGCAGCGAGCAGGGCCCGGCUCUGUGGCAGCGUUCUGGAGCUCCCUCUACAGGCUGGGAGGUGGCAGAACUCACUGUGUCCGCCCCUAACACCUUUAAGGUUAGCUCACCUAGCUAGCUACGCAACACUGUACGCAUUCUAAUUGGCUCUGGUACUAGCCAUUCCUAUGAUCAGGUAUCCUCAUUGGAAAGAGGAUAGGGAAGUGACUGAUUGAUCUCUUUCCACUUUCUUCUGACUUCACCCACCCACGCCCCCCCCCCCCCAUGCCCCCAGGUGGUUUUCAGAGCAGAGCAUGCGCCGGGCUCUGAUUCGACGGUGCAGAUUGAUGAUGUGUCUAUGAGGGAAGGAGCCUGUACUCCCAUGGGCAGCUGUGACUUUGAGUCUGGCCAGUGUACCUGGGUCAAUGAGGCCCGGACAGACGGACAUGACUGGGUACAGGCAGACGGACGCUUCCAUGGCCCAGACACUGACCACACCAGUCAGACACCAGAGGGUGAGGGCUUGGACCACAGCACCGCAGGCAGUUACAAGAGAAACACGUCUAUAGUCAUAUAGUUGAAAAUCAUGCUCAAAUAUGAUUCCCUUUAAAUUAAACCUGUAAAAGAGAAUAUGUUCUCAGUCAACUUAGCUAGUAAAAUAACGGUAAAUAAAUAACCAUGGAGAUUAUACACACACAAUUUUAAUGACUUAAUGUUAUUUUGCACCAGAUACUCAUGACAACAAAAUAGCAACAAGUUGAAAGCUGAAAUGAUUGUUAUUGUCUUAGGAUGAUGACUGAUGUAUACGUGACCUCUAUUGUGAUCUGUUCUGCUAUCAGGGAGGUUCUUGCUGAGCCCGGCCCUGACCCAGAACCAGAGCAGCCGGGCUGUGGUGGUUUCUGAGUGGAUCCAGUCUCAGACUGAAGCCACCUGCCUUACCGUCUGGUACCACAUGAAUGGCAGGUCAGAACCUCGACUUACAGGGACUUUACUUUUCUUAGAGGGAAGUUAUUUUGUGUUGUGUCCGGUACAUUAAAACCACAUAUGACAAGUUACAUACAUCAAAAACAAGACAUACACACCCUCUGGUUGGAGUAAUUGAAAUUUUUGUCAUUUAGCAGAUGCUCUUAUCCAGAAGCAAUUUAGUGUUAAGUGCCUUGCCCAUGGGCACAUCAACAGAUGUUCUACCUAGUCGGCUCGGGGAUUCGAACCAGCGACUUAAUGGUUACUGGCCCAACGCUCUUAACCGCUAGGCUACCUGCCGCCAUAUUGAACUAUACUAUUGUAAUGAACUGUACAUGAACUGUACUUUUGGGAUGGCAGGAGACAUUUAGCCUAACACAGGGGCUCUAUAUUGGUAGAGUUUGGUAGGAGUCAACAUUUCUCCAAUAGAAUAAUUAUCUGUUCCCCUUAUGUCUUCCUUAUUGUGCAGUGAGUCUUGGGUGCUGCGUGUGUUUGUGCGCUCUGGGCCAACAAAACAAGAGUUACUGUUUGAGACCCAAUCUGGAGGAUCCAACUGGACCCGCUUCUCUGGCUCUGUGGAGAAGUCCGGCCCAUUCCAGGUACAGUGACUGGUUUAAUGCUUUGUAAGCAGCUCACACACUGGUCCUACACAGCUGAGUGUACUUUCUAACCCUGUCUGUCUAGGUGCUGAUAGACGCAGAAUCUGGAGACCAUGGAUUUAUUGCUAUUGAUGACAUCACUGUAACGCCAGGGCUUUGUCCAGGUACAGUACAAACAAUGUGGAAAGCAUUAUAGCAAUAGUUGUAGACUGGUUAUGGGCAAAUCAAAGCAACAAGGCUAACUGUCCCUGUUCUCUGUUGGCCCUUGUACCCUACACCUGUUUCGGUCCCCCCAUACCCUAUUCCAUGUCCUUUCAUCCCAUGUCCACCUGUCCCGACAGACAAUGAGACUAGCGGGGACUUUGUGGGGUGCUCCUUUGAGAACGGUACCUGUGAUUGGACGGAUGUCAGUGUGGGCCAGUUUACAUGGCAACGGGGCAGGAAUGGCACUACCACGGAGAACACUGGCCCGUCAAUAGACCACACCCUGGGCACUGAGCUGGGUAAGACACACACACACACACACACAUUUAAGACGCACACACUACCCUUGUAGUUCUACUUUAGUUCAGCUCUGUCUGUCCUGUGUUCCUCCAGGCUGGUACAUGGCAGUGGAGUCUAGCCAUGGGGAUGUGAACAGCUUUGCAGCGCUGCAGAGUCCCGCCAUGAAGCAGGCCAGUGCUGUGUGCUUGCUAGUGUUCUACUACCACGUGUAUGGAACAGGUAAGAUGCUCCAACACAUAUGCAUGCAUGCGUAAUAAGUACUGUAUGUUUGUGCGUGCUUGCAUGUACUGGUAACUGCCCAAAUAAAGGAAACACCAACAUAAACUGUCUUUAAUAGGGCGUUGGGCCACCACAAGCCAUCAGAACAGCUUCAAUGCACCUUGGUAUAGAUUCUAAGUGUCUUGAACUCUAUCGGAGGGAUGCGACAUCAUUCUUCCACGAGAAAUUACAUCAUUUGGUGUUUUGUUGAUGGUGUGGAAAAAGCUGUCUUAAGCACCGUUCCAGAAUCUCCCAUAAGUGUUCAAUUGGGUUGAGAUCUGGUGACUGAGACAGCUAUGGCAUAUGGUUUAAAUUUCUUUCAUGCUCAUCAAACCAUUCAGUGAUCACUCAUGCCCUGUGGAUGGGGGCAUUUUCUUUCUAUAGGAACAUAGCCAUGGUAGCCAAAAGAAUGACCUGCCCAGCAUUUUUAUGCAUGACCCUAAGCAUGAUGGGAUGUUAAUUGCUUAAUUAACUCAGAAACUACACCUGUGUGGAAGCACCUGCUUUCAAUAUACGUUUACCUGUAUGUGCAUGUUUGCGUUUCUGCGUGUUUAUUAGGGCCGGGAUGAUAUCAGUAUGGCGAUACUCGUUAGUAUCGUGGCAAGGACACAAAACACAAACAUCAUUAUGUUGUUGUCCAGAGUCACAUUUAUUUAUUUCCCAAGCUAUAGCACACAAUGUUUUACAUACAGCAGGUUUUUAAAGGACCAAAGAGUUUGGUCUGCUUAGUGUUUUAAUUUUUGGUAUGGACAGUCCUAGUGUUUAUGGGUGCGUGUGUGUGCAUGCUUGUGUUUAUGUCUAUGUUUGUUGUCAGGUAUAGGGGAACUCAGCGUGCUUCUACAGGAGGGCUCCAGGACCACUCCUCUGUGGUGGCGGUCGGAUGACCAGGAGGAUGCGUGGCGUCGGGGCGAGGUGACGGUGGGUCGUACCCCCCAGGUCUUCACCCUGCUCUUCCAGGCCACCAGGACCUUCAGUCAGCUAGGGGACAUCGCCAUCGACGACAUCCUCUUCCUCAACUGUAGUCUGCCUGGUGAGCAGCAAACACACAAAGUGACAGUAGCCAUGGGUUGUGUUACUUGUGUUAUAGGGGAAGGGAAACAAUUACGCUAUAAACUACAAUGGCAAUAUCCUAAGUGGUCAAUUGUAUUUAGGGGAAUAUAGCAUAGCAUAGUAUAGCAUAGCAUAGCAUAGCAUAGUACUACCUGUCUAUUACAGGAGCUAUAUAUAUUGAAUCUCACUUUGCUCCAGUGCUGAUUUGAAGCAGUCUUUGAUUAACUAUGUUUUCUCUCCCCCUCAGAGCCCCAGGACUCCUGUCCAGCCGGAGUGUUCACCUGCUCUAACCGUGUCUGUGUGGAGCAGAGCCGAGUGUGUGACUACACCGACGACUGUGGGGAUGGGACUGAUGAGGCCGACUGUGGUGAGUGAGAAGGACAGUUUUGUAAGCAGGGAAACUCUGGUUCAUGCUUUUAACAAGGGCCUGGAGUUUUUCCUCGCCAGGUCACAUAAUAAUAACAAAGAGCUCUAAUCGGUUGGUUGUAUCCUGAGUCAUCCCUUUCCUCUGUCCGUGUGUAUCCAGAGAAGCAGGGUUACACGGGGCACUGCAGCUUUGAGCAGGGCCUGUGCUCCUGGGAGGAGAGUGAGGUGGACACCCCCGGGGCUGACUGGACCUUCCAGAAGGGAGAGAGCGCCUGGCCUCAACACGGGCCGCCGAGGGAUCACACCAAAAACAAUGGAGCAGGUAGGUCCACCUACUGCACUUAGAGAUGAAUUAUAGUGUGUGGAUCAGGGAGUUCAAGAAUUGCCCCAUGGCCAUCCCUGUAGUCUUUCAUCACAGAUUUAAAGAGUAGCAGCGCUCAUGUGAGAUUUAGUUCUGGGUGCCGAGAUGACCAUCCCCCAUUACUGUCAGUGCUGUAGAUAUGGGCCGGUUCUUUGUGAUAGGCGGGUAAGAACGAGGUUGUCUUUAUAGCUCGGUCCUCUGUAGCUCAGCUGGUAGAGCACGGCGCUUAUAACGCCAAGGUAGUGGGUUCGAUCCCCGGGACCACCCAUACACACAAAAAAAUGUAUGCACGCAUGACUGUAAGUCGCUUUGGAUAAAAGCGUCUGCUAAAUGGCAUAUUAUUAUUAUUAUUAUUAUUAUUUUAUGUUUCAGGGCACUAUGUGAUUCCUGGGAGCCACCUGACUGAGAAGCGCCAGACAUCAGAGAUGCUCUCCAGCACUCUGCUACCCAGCUCCAACUGCACCGUGAGUCUCUCUACAUUCACAACGACUCUGUCAAUCACAAUCUAUAUUGUUCACAAUGAACACGGAUGUUACAUCAACACAUAGAGAUGGCUAGAGGGCGGAUUUGCCACAAAGACUGUUUUAGCCCGCAAUAGUGCUGCCUGUGCUGUCACAGAAUCGAUCAUGGAAAAGAUAGGAAAUGUGCCCUCUUUCCAUCUCUAUGCACCAACAGCAGCUCCGUAUCCUCCUCUGGCUAGUCUGUGGUUCCCUCAGUGAGACGCUGCUCUCUGUCUCCCCCUACAGGUCAGGUUCUACUACUACAGUCAGGAUGAGGAGAUGGCCAGUCUGACUGUGAGGCUGAGGACAGACCACAAUGGGGCUGAUGACACUGUGCUGUGGACCAGAGACUCAUCACAGGACUACAGCUGGCACAGGGCAGAGGUCAUACUGUUCUCACCGGUCAACAGCAAGGUCAGAGAGGACAACACACACACACAUACAAACACACACACACACACAUUUUAUUUAGUGUGUAUUGCAUAACAGAUUGGACGGCUCAUUGGUGUGUGUGUGCGUAUGCUUGUGUAUCUGCAGAUUGUAUUCCAGUAUGCGAGAGGAGAAACCCAUAUUGGUCUGGUUGCAGUUGACGAUGUUUCCUUCUCCAAGGAGUGUGUCCACGACCCUAACAACAGCCAGCUGCCUGUCAACCCACCUUCCUCUGUCCCUCCCACUACUCCAGCCACACCCACUUCCUCAGUCCCUCCCACCACCAGUGCCUGUACGUUUGAGAGUGACCAGUGUCUGUGGAGUGACACCAGCGAGGGCGUCAACAGAUGGCAGAGACAGGAAGCCGGUAACCACACAGUACCAGAGACGGACCACACGACUGGCACAGGUAACCACACUGGACCACACACUGACCGUACACAUGACCACAACCACCUACCAAUGACAAGGCAACAGUUGAAGCACAUGUAAAACCAUUUAGCAUAAAGUUGCGUUCUGUUAUUUUCAUUUCACCAGUGACAACUCGAUCGGUACUAUUAACACAAUCGGCCAAGAAGAAAACAGCAGCAGCACUUUUGAUGGGAAAUUAAAGUUACAGAUUGCAUGUUUAAGCCCCUUCCCUUCUGCCUCCUACUUUGUGAAUAGGCUACUACAUGGCAGUGAAUUUCAGCCAGUCCCAAAUCGAGGCUCGUCUCCAGAGUCCCGCCCUCCCAUCCUUGUCCCCCUACUGCCAGAUACUGUGAGUGACAGACAGGACAGCCAGUAGGCUGAUGCCAUGAGCCCGCCUUCGAUGUCUACCUGUGGAUUUUGACCUCAGUUUUAUUCAACAAUAUUUUAUAUUAGAGCCUCACGGACAAUGUAUGAGCCUCUCUCUCUCGCUCUCGCUCUCGCUCUCGCUCUCGCUCUCGCGCUCGCUCGUCUGUCUGUGUUCCUCCCAGGUUUCACUUCCAGAUGCGUGGUAAAAGUGUAGGGUCUCUGAGUGUUCUUCUGCAGGAGGCUGAGGGCAAAGAGAUAGCACUAUGGUCACGCACACUCACCACCGCCCCCCAGUGGAGCCCAGAGCACCUGCCUCUAGGUCAACACCUGCAGCCCUACAAGGUGUGUGUUCCCACUGAGAUAUACCCGUUACUAGCUUUAUUUAUAUGACUCCAUUGGGCCUAACAUUGAACUGGCAUGGUAUUUCAGUCAUAAACCACAUGUUUAGGUCAAGGAGUUUUUUUUUUUACUGACCAUGUUACUAGACCAGGAAAAACUCUGGGCACUACUAAACUCUACUAGGGCCGAGAAUAUUCUCUUCUCAGGUCAGGCAAUCAGGAGAAACCUCUGGACCUACAGCAUGCUAGUUGACUGUACUGAUGUAAUUGUCUGUCCUCUCAGGUAGUGUUCAGAAGCUGGGCUGGGGAGAGCCUAUCAGAUGUCUCCCGUGCUGUUGCUCUGGACGAUAUCUCCUUCUUCAACUGUGACACAUCCUACCAGCCACCAGGUAGGGCAGGACUGCAUUAGCAAUACAUGUGCAGAUGUUCUAGGAUCAGUUUAGCCUUUUAGAUAAUAAGGAAUAAGACUAGGUAGACAGGGGGGACCUGAUCCUAGACCUGAUCCUAGGUCAGCACUCUGAGAAGUUUUAUGAAUACGGGCCCAGGCCACAUCAUGUCAUUUCGUCACUAUUUUACUUUUCUCUCCCCAGCCCUGUCUGCCUAUGACUGUUCCUUUGAGAGGGACCUGUGUGGCUGGGUGCAGGGGGCAGAGGAGGAACAAGACUGGCAGAUGAAGUCUGGUCCUACAGACACCCCAAACACUGGGCCUGCUGGGGACCACACCACCACCACUGGUCAGUCCCACAGUUGCAUCACAUCACCACUCAAUGUAUUCAUUUCAUGAUGAUGUACAUUAAAUCACACCCUGUCCUGGAACUUUAAAGGGGUAGUGUAGUGUGAUACAUUUUCAAAGUACCAGCUACUGGGCGUUACAUGGAAGACAUUUUCAGCAUCAGUGUUUAAUGCUAGCGAUAUAGUAGGCUAUGGUUCUUCCCUCACUGUUUCUGGUACUUUUAAAGGGGUAGUGUGACCAAUGGUCAUGAUUACAUCAAAUCUGGACAAUAUAACGUAACUGGUUGGAACUGUUGGCGUUUUUUAAUGUUGGCAUUCAGCAGGGUGUGUUCAAUUGCUUCAAAGGUUCCAACCUGUUGCAUAAUUCAAUGGUUUCCUUAAUCAGUGUGUUGUUUAAUUCCUAGGGUAUUACCUGUACAUCGAGAGCUCUGCUCCCAGCGCCGUUGGUAGCGUUGCUCAGCUGAAGUCCCAGUUGCUGCCCCCUGCAGGGCCCCAGGGGUACUGCCUCUCAUUCUGGUACCACAUGUUUGGGCCCACAGUAGGAUCACUCAGGAUGGUGCUACACACCACACAGUCCCGGCUAGGAACAAUGGUAUGAACAAACCCUGGAUCAGAGAUUAGGGGUAACAUCUACCUUCCCCCCUGUCUUUAAAAAUGUGGACACACCUACUCAUUCAAUGGUUUUUCUUUAUUUUUACUAUUUUUUACAUUGUAGAAUAAUAGUGACGACAUGAAAUAAUGUAACCAAAAAAAGUGUCAAACAAAUCAAAAUAUAUUUUAUAUUUGAGGUUCUUCAAAUAGCCACCCUUUGCCUUGAUGACAGCUUUGCACACUCUUGGCAUUCUCUCAACCAGCUUCACCUGGAAUGCUUUUCUAACAGUCUUGAAGGAGUUCCCACAUAUGCUGAGCACUUGUUGGCUGCUUUUCCUUCACUCUGCCAUCCGACUCAUCCCAAACCAUCUCAAUUGGGUUGAAGUCGGGGGAUUGUGGAGGCUAGGUAAUCUGAUGCAGCACUCCAUCACUCCUUCUUGGUAAAAUAGCCCUUACACAGCCUGGAGGUGUGUUGGGUCAUUGUCCUGUUGAAAAACAAAUGAUAGUCCCACUAAGCCCAAACCAGAUGGGAUGGCGUAUCGCUGCAGAAUGCUGUGGUAGCCAUGCUGAUUAACUGUGCCUUGAAUUCUAAAUAAAUCACAGACAGUGUCACCAGCAAAGCACCCCCACACCAUAAUACCUCCUCCUCCAUGCUUUACGGUGGGAACUACACAUGCGAGAUCAUCCGUUCACCCACACCGCGUCUAACAAAGACAGUUUGAAUCAAAAAUCUCCAAAGGACACAUUUCCACUGGUCUAAUGUCCAUUGCUCGUGUUUCUUGGCCCAAGCAGGUCUCUUCUUCUUAUUGGUGUCUUUUAGUAGUGGUUUCUUUGCAGCAAGUCGACCAUGAAGGCCUGAUUCACACAGUCCCCUCUGAACAGUUGAUGUUGAGAUGUGUCUUUUACUUGAACUCUGUGAAGCAUUUAUUUGGGCUGCAAUUUCUGAGGCUGGUAACUCUAAUGAACUUAUCCUCUGCAGCAGAGGUAACUCUGGGUCUUACAUUCCUGUGGCAGUCCUCAUGAGAGCCAGUUUCAUCAUAGCGCUUGAUGGUUUUUGCGACUGCACUUGAAGAAACUUUCAAAAUUCUUGAAAUGUUCCGUAUUGAGUGACCUUCAUGUCUUAAAGUAAUGAUGGACUGUCGUUUCUCUUUGCUUAUUUGAGCUGUUCUUGCCAUAAUAUGGACUUGGUCUUUUACCAAAUAGGGCUAUCUUCUGUAUAUCCCCCCUACCUUGUCACAACACAACUGAUUGGCUCAAAACGCAUUAAGAAGGAAAGAAAUUCCACAAAUUAACUUUUAACAAGGCACACCUGUUAAUUGAAAUGCAUUCCAGGUGACUACCUCAUGAAGCUGGUUGAGAGAAUGCCAAGAGUGUGCAAAGCUGUCAUCAAGGCAAAGGGUAGCUAUUUGAAGAAUCUCAAAUAUAAAAUAUAUUUUGAUUUGUUUAACACUUUUUUGGUUACUACAUGAUUCCAAUUGUGUUCUUUAAUAGUGUUGAUGUCUUCACUAUUAUUCUACAAUGUAAAAUGUUUUACAAAUAAAGAAAAACCCUUGAAUGAGUAGGUGUGUCCAAACUUUUGACUGGUAGUGUAUAGCUAAUAUCUGACCCUAGAUCAGUGAUUUAGAGCCAUCAACUACCUGCUCUUCUGUCUUUAUCUAUAGGUGUGGUACAGGGGUCGCACUCAGGGGGAUGAGUGGCUGCUGGCUCAGAGUCAUGUGACCUUACAGGAAGUCCACCAGGUGGUGUUAGAGGCCUCGGUGGGCGGAGAGGCGGGGGACAUCGCCAUCGAUGAUGUCACCUUCACCGUGGGACCCUGCGCCCCAUCAGGUACACUUCAUCAUAACUUCAUUCUGUACACUUAGUAAACUCUUCUUACUGGUGUACUCUGAUACAAGUCUUAGCAUGCAUUUGUUUGUUUGUUUGUGUGACUUUUUAUAUGUUGAUAUACCUGUAUAUCUUUAAGUAUAUGUUGAUAUACAGUAUAUUUUGUAUAUGUUGAUACACUACAUGAUCAAAAGUAUGUGGACACCUGCUCAUCGAACAUCUCAUUCCAUUAUCAUGGGCUUUAAUAAGGAGUUGGUCCCCUCUUUGCUGCUAUAACAACCUCCACUCUUCUGGGAAGGCUUUCCACUAGAUGUUGGAACAUUGCUGCGGGGACUUGCUUCUAUUCAGCCACAAGAGCAUUAGUGAGGUCGGGCACUGAUGUUGGGCAAUUAGGCCUGGCUCGCAGUCGGCGUUCCAAUUCAUCCCAAAGGUGUUCGAUGGGUUGUCAGGACUCUGUGCAGGCCAGUCAAGUUCUUCCACACCGAUCUCGACAAACCAUUUCUGUAUGGACCUUGCUUUGUGCAUGGGGGCAUUGUCAUGCUGAAACAGAAAAGGACCUUUCUCAAACUGUUGCCACAAAGUUGGAAGCACAGUAUCGUCUAGAAUGUCAUUGUACGCUGUAGCAUUAAGAUUUCCCUUCACUGGAACUAAGGAGCCUGAACCAUGAAAAACAGCCCCAGACCAUUAUUCCUCCUCCACCAAACUUACAAUUGGCACUAUGCUUUCGGGCAGGUAGCGUUCUCCUGGCAUAUAGUGUAUAUAUGUUGUAUAUCUUUAAAUAUGUUUUACCUUCCAGACCUGUGUGACUUUGAGGAGAGCAGUUGUAACUGGCUUCAGCAGGCUGAUGAUGACGGUGACUGGGUCAGGGGGUCGGGGUCCACCCCUAACCCUAACACCGGUCCGGACUACGACCACACCACCAACACCGCCACUGGACACUACUUCUACCUGCCCUCAUCAGGGAUUGACCAGCCUGGACAGACAGCCAGGAUGGCCUCCCCACUGUUCCCUGCAGGUGAAAGAGAUAUCCUGCGUCCUGUUUCUCUACCCUUCUGCUCUAAGUGUGCACUUGUUCACUUCACUUCGUGGAACUAAAAGGAAAGGACUAGUGGAAGAUUGGUGUAAACCCAUGCCAACCCCAAUGCUAUUCAUUGCAUGGGGAAGAGUGUACAAGUGCACACUUUGAGAGAAUUGGAAUGCAAUCAUAGACUGGCAGCAAUCUACUACAGAUGACAGAGGUUUUGUCUCAAACCAUACCCUAUUAUUUCACUCACGUAUAGUGUACUACCUUUGAGCAGAUCCCUAUGGAACACUGAAUAAGGAUGUGUUACCUGUCUGUCUGUUUGUGGUGUAGGUAAAGGGGUGUGUCUUCAGCUGUGGUACCACAUGUCCGGGAGGGGCAUGGGGACGCUGAAUGUGUACCAGUGGAGUGAACAAGGGAGCCAGGUAAAGCUGCUGUCCCACUCAGAGGACCAGGGGGCUCUGUGGAGGUUUGCCCAGGCAACGCUGCAGCUGGACAGGGAAGAUUACAGGGUGAGCCCAUCUUGACGCUGUGGGAUGCCAUCCUAGACCAAACACACUGAUGAUUGCUAUGCGUCGAAACACAAUGGUUUUAGUUUCUAUUCCCAUCCUCCUCCAGCAUAACACAUCCUGCAAAUUAUCCUGGUUAUCCAAUCCAAUAUUUUUUAGUAGAAUUGAUUUGUUGAGUCAUUAAGGCUCAGAUUAAUAGAAAUGGUCCUUGCUGCAUCCAUAUAACUAUAUCAGGGGUUUUCAAUCCUCUCCUCUGGGACCCCCAGCCAUUCCAUGUAUUUGAACUAUUCCACAGCUAGCACACCUGAUUCAACUUGUCAACUAAUGAACAAAGAUAGUGCCAAAGGAGAAGGGCAACAUCUUACGAGCUCCAACCCAACUUUUCUAUUUAGUGGCUUUUUUCAUGUUUACCUUUACUUUUCUUGUACAGAAGGUUCAUACUAUUAUCAAAUAUGACCGCCAAGCACUUCUGGAAAUCAGAUCGACAGUUAGUAACCUUGAUUUUGACUUCAACUCCGAUUCAGCUGUUCCCCUGUUCAUACCGGACCCUACUCCUUUGUUCCAUGGGAUACCAAAAUGCCAGAGGCAUAAACGCAGGAGACGAGGUGGAGUCCUAGUGAAAUUGAGGUCGAAGAGGAAACUGAACGGUGCUCCCCACCGUUCUAUUGGCAAAUGUCCAGUCACUCCGAGAACAAGAUGGAUGAGCUUCAUUCGAGAGUCUCCUAUUAUAGAGACUUGAAAAGCUGCAAUUUAAUAUGUCUUACUGAAACAUGGCUGGAUGAUGACGCUAUGCUCGUAGUACUCGGUGGAUUCUCCAUGCAGUGGCAGGAUCGGACGGCGGCAUCGGGGAAAAUGAAAGGAGGCAGUGUGUGUUUUUCAUAAAUAACAACUGGUGUGCUGCUUCAAGUGUGAAGGAAAUCUCUAGCUUUUUCUCACCUGAUAUAGAACACCUCAUGGUAAGCUCCAGACCCUUUUAUCUACCAAGAGAGUUCUCAUCCGUAACUAUCACAGCUGUCUACAUUCCUCCUCAGGCCAACACCACCCUGGCAAUCAACGAACUGUAUGGGGCCAUAAACAAACAAGAAACCGCUCAUCCAGAGGCAGCACUUCUACCAACAUGUCUCCUGCGCCACUAGGGGCGCUAAACCUCUAGACCACUUGUAAUCUACCUCUAGAAACGCAUACAAGGCACUCCCUCGUCCUCUCUUAGGCAAGUAUGACCAUGACUCCAUUCUCCUGCAUCCUGUUUACAAACAAAAGCUCAAACAGGAAGCACCAUUGAUGUGCUCAAUACGGAAGUGGUUGAACGAAGCAGAUGCGAGGCUACAAGACUAUUUUGCUAGUACAGACUGGGAUAUGUUCCGGGUUUCAUCCGAUAACAUUGAGGAGUUUACCACAACAGUCACAGGCUUCAUCAAUAAGUGCAUAGACGAUGUCGUCCCCACAGUGACUAUAAGAACGCAUCCCAACCAAAAACCAUGGAUUACAAGCAACAUCGGCGCUGGGCUAAAGAGCUACUGCUUACAAUGAAUGGGACACGGACAUGGACACAUACAAGAAAUCCCACUACGACCUCCGACGAGACAUCAAACAUGCAAAAGGACAAUAUAGGAGGAAAGUGGAAUCCUAUUUAACCGGCUACGAUGCUUGUCGUAAUUGGCAGGGCUUGCAGACGAUAACAGAUUACAAAGGGAAACCCAGCCAUGAGCUGCCCAGCAACACAGAACUCCCAAACAAGUGAAAUACCUUUUAUGCUCACUUCAAGGAAUAUAACACUGUGCCUCGCGUGAAAGCCCCUGCUUUUCCAGAUGACUAUGUGAUCUCGCUAUCCAUGGCCGAAGUGAGCAAAAUGUUUAAACAAUUACAAGGCAGAAGGAAUACCAGGGUGCGUUCUCAAAGCAGACCAGCUGGCAGGUGUCUUCACAGGUGUCUUCACAGACAUUUUCAAUCUCUCCUUGUCCCAGUCUGUAAUCCCAACAUGUUUCAAGCUGACCACCAUAGCCCCUGUCCCCAAGAGCUCCAAGGUAAUUAGCCUAAAUGUAAUUAUGAAGUGCUUUGAAAGGCUGGUCAUGACACACAUCAACACCAUCAUCCCAGACACCCUAGACCCAUUCCAAUUCGCAUACCGCCCCAAAAGAUCAAAAAAUGACUCAAUCUGAAUUGCACUUCACACUGCCCUCUCCCACCUGUACAAGAGGGGAAAUAGCUAUGUGAGAAUUCUGUUCAUAGACUACAGCUCAGAGGUCAACACCAUAGUCCCCUACAAGUUCAUCACCAAGCUAGGGACCCUGGGACUGAACCCCUCCCUCUGCAACUGGAUCCUGGACUUCCUGACGGGUCAGCCCAAGGUGGUGAGGGUAGGCAACAACAUCUCCGCCUCACUGACCCUCAACACAGGGGCCCUUCAGGGGUGUGUGCUUAGUCCUCUCCUGUAUUCCCUGUUCACCCACAACUGCAUGGCUGCGCACGACUCCCAACACCAUCAUCAAGAUUUCUGACGACAUGACGGUGGUAGGCCUGAUCACCGACUGCGAUGAGUCAACCUACAGGGAGGAGUUCAGAGACCAGGACAACAUCAUCUCCCUCAAUGUCAGUAAGACCAAGGAGCUGAUCGUGGAGUAUAGGAGAAAGAGGGGAGAGCACGCCCCCAUCCACAUCUAUGGGGCUGUUGUGGAGCGGGUCGAGAGCUUUAAGUUCCUUGGCGUCCACAUCGCUAAGGACUUAACAUGGUCCACACACCCUCACAGUUGUGAAGAGGGCUCGGCAGCACCUUUUCCCCCUCAGGAGGCUGAAAAGAUUUGGCAUGGGCCCUCAGAUCCUCAAAAUGUUCUACAGCUGCACCAUCGAGAGCAUCUUGACUGGUUGCAUCACCGCUUGGUAUGGCAAUUUCACCACCCUUGACCGCAAAGCGCUACUAAGAGUGGUGCGGACAGCCCGGUACAUCACUGGGGCCGAGCUCCCUGCCAUCCAGGACCUCUAUAUCAGGCGGUGAAAAAAAUUGCCAAAGAUUCCAGCCACCCAAGCCAUAGACUGUUCACUCUGCUACCACCGGCAAACGGUACCAGAGCAUCGGCUCUCAGACCAACAGUCUCAGAGACAGCUUCUACCCUCAAGCCAUAAGACUGCUAAAUAUCCAGACUGCUAAAUAGUCAAUAGUCAAUUAAUGGUACCCGAACUAGAUGCACUGACUCCAUCUUGCACUGACCCUACGCACACUCGCUAGACUUUAUUUACAUACCAUAUAUGUGACCAACCGCCUCGAUUUGGUCCUAUGUAGCAACAUUUGAAAUUGUGUUUUUUACAUUGGAUAUAAGUAGAGACUCAGAGCUACAAAAUGGUAUAUCAUACACUGCAGUUGAGGAACAAUUAAGUAAUUAUGCUUUGAAAGUUGAUAAACUUGUAACCCCACUUUUGAGAAAAUGGCCCUUGAAUGUUUUGGGAUACCUACUGGAGAGCUGUUCUGAGUCUACACCUAUUCAGCAUCGUUCACACCCUCUUAAGCCUUAGCCCCACCCACCUCUUUAAGCAUUCACAUGAGGCCAUGUGCUAAACAGAGUGAGUAAGGUACUGUAUUAAACAACCAAAGAUUUCAAGACUAAAAGUGCUGAAAGUAGUAGCCUAUAAUAAGGAAAAACUCCAGGUAAAAAUACACUUUCUCUAGUCCUUGGACUAUAGCCUAAUCUGAUUUUGAAAGUGUCCAGAUAAAAAUAUUGUAUAAAUAUUUUAUAAUUAUUAGGUGAUGCUUACCCAAAAACAAAUGUUAAAUUGAUGAGUCAUGUGAAAGAAAUGCUAUAACCACCCCCCAGCCACAUCUAGCUAAGUGGAUGGGUCACUGUUGUCUAGACAUGUACACAUGUUCAUGAAAUACAAUAGAUUGCCGUCACCUGGCUAACUUGAUGGGGCAUCUAACCAUCGGGUGAAGUGGAGUCUUUUGUUUAGACAUGUAGCUAACUAGCUAAACAAUGAACCAUAUUCCCAACCCAUAGCUACAGUACAAAAAAAUUGUCAUAACUAGCCACCAUGUGUGAAAUGCUGGACUAUGAAUAGCUAAAGCUAACCAACUACGUUCAAUGUUAGCUAGCUAGCUAGCUAACAUUAGCCUAUAACUAGCAAUACAAAUGGCUUUCUGAGUUUCAAAUAAUAUUACUACACAGAUCAUACACGUAACGUUAGCUAGCGAGCCAGCAAGCUAACGUUCGCUAGCUAGCGAACAGUACGCUUUAACUUACAAUGAAAACGACUUUCUGACAAAAUUAGAAACAUACACUACCAGUCAAAAGUUUGGACACACCUACUCAUUCAAGGGUUUUUCUUUAUUUUUACAAUUGUUUACAUUGUAGAAUAAUAUUGAAGACAUCACAACUAUGAAAUAACAUAUAUGGAAUCAUGUAGUAACCCAAAAAGUGUUAAACAAAUCAAAAUAUAUGUUAUAUUUGAGAUUCUUCAAAUAGCCACCCUUUCCCUUGAUGACAGCUUUGCACACAUUUGGCAUUCUCUCAACCAGCUUCAUGAGGAAGUCACCUGGAACGCAUUUCAAUUUACAGGUGCCUUGUUAUAAUAUUAUUAUGUGUUAUAAUUAUAUACUCUUGGCAUUAUAUCUUUCAAAAAGACUGCGGUAGCAAGGAUUAUCUACACUUACUGAGCAGCUCAUGUUACAGAAGCGUGCUACAUGGCAGACCAAUCCGAACUCACCUCUCGGCAAAAUUAUGUUCAAAUGCCUCUCCUGUGAAGUAGUGACGUGCGACAUACAGUUGAAGUCGGAAGUUUACAUACACUUAGGUUGGAGUCAUUAAAACUCGUUUUUCAACCACUCCACACAUUUCUUGUUAACAAACUAUAGUUUUGGCAAGUCGCUUAGGACAUCUACUUUGUGCAUGACACAAGUAAUUAUUCCAACAAUUGUUUACAGACAGAUUAUUUCACUUAUAAUUCACUGUAACACAAUUCCAGUGGGUCAGAAGUUUACAUACACUAAGUUGACUGUGCCUUUAAACAGCUUGGAAAAUUCCAGAAAAUGAUGUCAUGGCUUUAGAAGCUACUGAUAGGCUAAUUGACAUCAUUUGAGUUAAUUGGAGGUCUACCUGUGGAUGUAUUUCAAGGCCUACAGUGAGGGAAAAAAGAACAGUGUGAGACAGAAUAACAACAAAAAAAUCCAGAAAAAUGCAUGUCAAAAAUGCUAUAAAUUUAUUUGCAUUUUAAUGAGGGAAAUAAGUAUUUAACCCCUCUGCAAAACAUGACUUAGUACUUGGUCGCAAAACCCUUGUUGGCAAUCACAGAGGUCAGACGUUUCUUGUAGUUGGCCACCAGGUUUGCACACAUCUCAGGAGGGAUUUUGUCCCACUCCUCUUUGCAGAUCUUCUCCAAGUCAUUAAGGUUUCGAGGCUGACGUUUGGCAACUCUAACCUUCAGCUCCCUCCACAGAUUUUCUAUGGGAUUAAGGUCUGGAGACUGGCUAGGCUACUCCAGGACCUUAAUGUGCUUCUUCUUGAGCCACUCCUUUGUUGCCUUGGCCGUGUGUUUUGGGUCAUUGUCAUGCUGGAAUACCCAUCCACGACCAAUUUUCAAUGCCCUGGCUGAGGGAAGGAGGUUCUCACCCAAGAUUUGACGGUACAUGGCCCCGUCCAUCGUCCCUUUGAUGCAGUCAAGUUGUUCUGUCCCCUUAGCAGAACACCCCCAAAGUAUAAUGUUUCCACCUCCAUGUUUGAUGGUGGGGAUGGUGUUCUUGGGGUCAUAGGCAGCAUUCUUCCUCCUCCAAACAUGGCGAGUUGAGUUGAUGCCAAAGAGCUCAAUUCUGGUCUCAUCUGACCACAACACUUUCAGCCAGUUCUCCUCUGAAUCAUUCAGAUGUUCAUUGGAAAACAUCAAACGGGCUGUAUAUGUGCUUUCUUGAGCAGGGGGACCUUGCGGGCGCUGCAGGAUUUCAGUCCUUCACGGCGUAGUGUGUUACCAAUUGUUUUCUUCGUGACUAUGGUCCCAGCUACCUUGAGAUCAUUGACAAGAUCCUCCCAUGUAGUUCUGGGCUGAUUCCUCACCGUUCUCAUGAUCAUUGCAACUCCACGAGGUGAGAUCUUGCAUGGAGCCCCAGGCCGAGGGAGAUUGACAGUUAUUUUGUGUUUCUUCCAUUUGCGAAUAAUCGCACCAACUGUUGUCACCUUCUCACCAAGCUGCUUGCCGAUGGUCUUGUAGCCCAUUCCAGCCUUGUGUAGGUCUACAAUCUUGUCCCUGACAUCCUUGGAGAGCUCUUUGGUCUUGGCCAUGGUGGAGAGUUUGGAAUCUGAUUGAUUGAUUGCUUCUGUGGACAGGUGUCUUUUAUACAGGUAACCUAGCUUCUUGAAACGGGUCACACACUAGUGUGCUCCUAAUCUCAGCUCGUUACCUGUAUAAAAGACACCUGGGAGCCUGAAAUCCUUCUGAUUGAGAGGGGGUCAAAUACUUAUUUCCCUCAUUAAAAUGUAAAUCAAUUUAUAACAUUUUUGACAUGCGUUUUUCUGGAUUUUGUUGUUGUUAUUCUGUCUCUCACUGUUCAAAUAAACCUACCGUUAAAAUUAUAGACUGAUCAUUUCUUUGUCAGUGGACAAACGUACAAAAUCAGCAGGGGAUCAAAUACUUUUUUCCCUCACUGUACCUUCAAACUCAUUGCCUCUUGCUUGUCAUCAUGGGAAAAUCAAAAGAAAUUAGCCAAGACCUCAGAAAAAAAUGGUAGACCUCCACAAGUCUGGUUCAUCCUUGGGAGCAACUUCCAAACACCUGAAGGUACCACGUUAAUCUGUACAAACAAUAGUACGCAAGUAUAAACACCAUGGGACCACGCAGCCGUCAUACCGCUCAGGAAGGAGACAUGUUCUGUCUCCUAGAGAUGAAUGUACUUUGGUGCGAAAAGUGCAAAUAAAUCCCAGAACAACAGCAAAGGACCUUGUGAAGAUGCUGGAGGAAACAGGUACAAAAGUAUCUAUAUCCACAGUAAAACGAGUCCUAUAUCGACAUAACCUGAAAGGCCGCUCAGCAAGGAAGAAGCCACUGCUCCAAAACCGCCAUAAAAAAGCCUGACUACGGUUUGCAACUGCACAUGGGACAAAGAUCAUACUUUUUGGAGAAAUGUCCUCUGGUCUGAUGAAACAAAAAUAGAACUGUUUGGCCAUAAUGACCAUCGUUAUGUUUGGAGGAAAAAGGGGUCUGCUUGCAAGCCGAAGAACACCAUCCCAACCGUGAAGCACGGGGGUGGCAGCUUCAUGCUUUGGGGGUGCUUUGCUGCAGGAGGGACUGGUGCACUUCACAAAAUAGAUGGCAUCAUGAGGAAGGAAAAUUAUGUGGAUAUAAUGAAGCAACAUCUGAAGACAUCAGUCAGGAAGUUAAAGCUUGGUCGCAAAUAGGUCUUCCAAAUGGACAAUGACCCCAAGCAUACUUCCAUAGUUGUGGCAAAAUUGCUUAAAAACAACAAAGUCAAGGUAUUGGAGUGGCCAUCACAAAGCCCUGACCUUAAUCCUAUAGAACAUUUGUGGGCAGAACUGAAAAAGCGUGUGUGAGCAAGGAGGCCUACAAACCUGACUCAGUUACACGAGCUCUGUCAAGAGGAAUGGGCCAAAAUUCACCCAACUUAUUGUGGGAAGCUUGUGGAAGGCUAACUGAAACGUUUGACCCAAGUUAAACAAUUUAAAGGCAAUGCUACCAAAUACUAUUUGAGUGUAUGUAAACUUCUGACCCACUGGGAAUGUGAUGAAAGAAAUAAAAGCUGAAAUAAAUCAUUCUCUCUACUAUUAUUCUGACAUUUCACAUUCUUAAAAUAAAGUGGUGAUCCUAACUGACCUAAGACAGGGAAUUUUACUAGGACUAAAUGUCAGGAAUUGUGAAAAACUGAGUUUAAAUGUAUUUGGCUAAGGUGUAUGUAAAUUUACGACUUCAACUGUAUGCCUAGCUUCUUGAAACGGGUCACAUAUACACACUAACUCACACUAAACUGUCACUCCCACACAAAUCCCUCACACAUUCAAACACUACAUACACACGCACACACACACACACACACACACACACACACACACAUACAGUGGGGGAAAAAAGUAUUUAGUCAGCCACCAAUUGUGCAAGUUCUCCCACUUAAAAAGAUGAGAGAGGCCUGUAAUUUUCAUCAUAGGUACACGUCAACUAUGACAGACAAAAUGAGAAAGAAUAAUCCAGAAAAUCACAUUGUAGGAUUUUUAAUGAAUUUAUUAGCAAAUUAUGGUGGAAAAUAAGUAUUUGGUCAAUAACAACAUUUUCUCAGUACUUUGUUAUAUACCCUUUGUUGGCAAUGACGCAGGUCAAACGUUUUCUGUAAGUCUUCACAAGGUUUUCACACACUGUUGCUGGUAUUUUGGCCCAUUCCUCCAUGCAGAUCUCCUCUAGAGCAGUGAUGUUUUGGGGCUGUCGCUGGGCAACACAGACUUUCAACUCCCUCCAAAGAUUUUCUAUGGGGUUGAGAUCUGGAGACUGGCUAGGCCACUCCAGGACCUUGAAAUGCUUCUUACGAAGCCACUCCUUCGUUGCCCGGGCAUAAAAAAUCCUACAAUGUGAAUUUCUGGAGAGAAAAAAAUCUCAAUUUGUCUGUCAUAGUUGACGUGUACCUAUGAUGAAAAUUACAGGUCUCUCUCAUCUUUUUAAGUGGGAGAACUUGCACAAUUGGUGGCUGACUAAAUACUUUUUUUACCCACUGUAACACACACACACAUACCGACACUACAAAACAAACAUACAUACACAAACGCACACUCACACACACUCACUUUUACACUCAUCAUUUGCUGCUCAAGUACCUUGUACCUCUGCACAUUGGUCUGGUACUGGUACUCCCUGUGUAUUUGUAUUAAUUAUGGAUCCCCAUUAGCAGCUACUCUUCAUGGGGUCCAGCAAGAUUAAGGCAGUUAUACAAUUUUAAAAACAUUAAGUAUGUGCCCUCAGGCCCCUACUCUACUACUACAUAUCUACAACACAAAAUCCAUAUGUACGUGUGUGUAUAGUGGGUAUGUUAUUGUGUGUGUGUAUGCAUGUGUCUGUGCCUAUGUUUGUGUUGCUUCACAGUCCCCGCUGUUCCAUAAGGUGUAUUUUUAUCUAUUUUUUAAAUCUAAUUUUACUGCUUGCAUGAGUUACUUGAUGUGGAAUAGAGUUCCAUGUAGUCAUGGCGCUAUGUAGUACUGUGCGCCUCCCAUAGACUGUUCUGGAUUUGGGGACUGUGAAGACCGCUCUGGUGGCAUGUCUUGUGUGGUAUGCAUGGGUGUACGAGCUGUGUGCCAGUAGUUCAAACAGACAGCUCGGUGCAUUCAACAUCUCAAAACCUCUCACAAAUACAAGUAGUGAUGAAGUCAAUCUCUCCUCCACUUUGAGCCAGGAGAGAUUGACAUGCAUAUUAUUAAUGUUAGCUCUCUGUGUACAUCCAAGGGCCAGCCGUGCUGCCCUGUUCUGAGCCAAUUGCAAUUUUCCUAAGUCCCUCUUUGUGGCACCUGACCACACGACUGAACAGUAGUCCAGGUGCAACAAAACUAGGGCCUGUAGGACCUGCCUUGUUGAUAGUGCUGUUAAGAAGGCAGAGGAGCGUUUUAUUAUGGACAGACUUCUCCCCAUCUUAGCUACUGUUGUAUCAAUAUGUUUUGACCAUGACAGUUUAAAAUCCUCAAUUUCCACAUUAUUCAUUACAAGAUUUAGUUGAGGUUUAGGAUUUAGUGAAUGAUUUGGCCCAAAUACAAUGCUUUUAGUUUUUGAUAUAUUUAGGACUAACUUAUUCCUUGCCACCCAUUCUAAAACUAACUGCAGCUCUUUGCUAAGUGUUGCAGUCAUUUCAGUCGCUGUAGUAGCUGACGUGUAUAGUGUUGAGUCAUCUGCAUACAUCGACACACUGGUUCUACUCAAAGCCAGUGGCGUGUCGUUAGUUAAGAUUUAAAAAAGUAAGGGGCCUACAUAGCUGCCCUGGGGAAUUCCUGAUUCUACCUGGAUUAUGUUGGAGAGGAUUCCAUUAAAGAACACCCUCUGUGUUCUGUUAGACAGGUAACUCUUUAUCCACAAUAUAGCAGGGGGUAUGAAGCCAUAACACACACGUUGUUUCAGCAGCAGACGAUGAUCGAUAAUGUCAAAAGCCGCACUGAAGUCUAACAAAACAGCCCCCACAAUCUCUUUAUCUUAAAUGUCUCUCUGCCAAUCAUCAGUCAUUUGUGUAAGGGCUGUGCUUGUUCCCUAUAAGUGUGCUGAAAGUCUGUUGUCAAUUUGUUUACUGUAAAAUAGCAUUGUAUCUGGUCAAACACCAUUUUUUCCAAAAGUUUUCUAAGGUUUGGAAACAGGCUCAUUGGUCAGCUAUUUGAGCCAGUAAAGGUGGCUUUACUAUUCUUAGGUAGCUGAAUUACUUUUGUUUCCCUCCAGGCCUGAGGGCAAACACUUUCUAGUAGGCUUAAAUUGAAAAUAUGGCAAAUAGGAGUGGCAAUAUUGUCCACUAUUAUCCUCAGUAAUUUUCCAUCCAAGUUGUUAGACCCCGGUGGCUUGCCAUUGUUGAUAGACAACAAUAAUUAUUUAACCUCUUCCACAUGGAAUAAAAAAUUACAAUGCUUGUCUUUCAUAAUUUGGUCAGAUAUACUUGGGUGUGUAGUGUCAGGGUUUGUUGCUGUCAUGUCAUGCCUAAGUUUGCUAAUCUUGCCAAUGAAAAAAUCAUUAAAGUAGUUGGCAAUGUCAGUGGGUUUUGUGAUGAAUGAGCCAUCUGAUUCAAUGAAUGAUGGAGCUGAGUUUGCCUUUUCCCAAAAAAUUUCAUUUAAGGUGCUCCAAAGCUUUUUACUAUCAUUUUUUGUCAUUUAUCUUUGUUUCAUAGUUUAGUUUAUUUUCUUUUAUUCAGUUUAGUCACAUGAUUUCUCAAUUUGCAGUACAUUUGCCAAUCGGUUGUGCAGCUAGAUUUAUUAGCCAUUCCGUUUGCCUAAUCCCUCUCAACCAUAUCAUUUUUCAAUUCCUCAUCAGUCCACGGGGAUUUAACAGUUUCUACUGUCAUUUUCUUAAUGGGUGCAUGCUUAUAAGUAACUGGGAUAAGCAACCUCAUAAAUGUGUCAAGUGCAGAGUCUGGUUGCCCUUCAUUACACACCACGGACCAACAAAUAUUCUUAACAUCAACAACAUAGGAAUCAAAACGUAUUGCAUGACCUCUUAUACACUAUAUUAGGCCCAGCCUUUGGAACUUUGGUUUUCCUAUAUUGUGAUCACUACAUCCGAUGGAUGUGGAUACUGCUUUAAAGCAGCAUUAGUAAAGAUGUGAUCAAUACAUGUUGAUGAUUUCAUUCCUGUGCUGUUUGUAACUACCCUGGUAGGUUGACUGAUAGCCUGAACCAGGUUGCAGGCACUAGUUACAGUUUAAAGCUUUCUCUUGAGUGGGCAGCCUGAUGAAAGCCAGUCAGUAUUUAAAUAACCCAGAAAAGAUACCUCUCUAUUGAUAUCACAUACAUUAUCAAGCAUUUCACACGUUAUCCAGAUACUGACUGUUAGCUCUUGGUGGUCUAUAGCAGCUUCCCACCAGAAUGGGCUUUAGGUGAGGCAGAUGAACUUGUAGCCACAUUACUUCAACAGUAUUUAACAUGAGAUUCUCUCUAAGCUUUACAGAAAUGUGGUUCUGAAUAUAAACGGCAACACCUCCACCUUUGGCAUUUCUGUAUUUUCUGUAGAUCUUAUAACCAUGUAUUGCUACCACUGUAUUCAUCAAAGGUAUUAUCUAAGUGAGUUUCAGAGAUUGUCAGAAUAUGAAUGUCAUCUGUUACUAGCAAAUUAUUGAUUUCAUGAACCUUCUUUCUUAAGCUACAUACAGUGCAUUCGGAAAGUAUUCAGACCCCUUGACUUUUUCCACAUUUUGUUACAUUACAGCCUAUUUCUAAAAUUGAUUAAAUACAUGUUUUUACUCACCAAUCUACACACAAUACCCCAUAAAGACAAAGCGAAAACAGGUUUUUAUAAAUUUUUGCAAACGUAUUACAAAUCAAAAACAGAAAUACCUUAUUUACAUAAGUAUUCAGACCCUUUGCUAUGAGACUCGGAAUUGAGCUCAGGUGCAUGCUGUUUCCAUUGAUCAUCCUUGAGAUGUUUUUACAACUUGAUUGGAGUCCAGCUGUAGUAAAUUCAAUUGAUUGGACAUGAUUUGGAAAGGCACACACCUGUCUAUAUAAGGUCCCACAGUUGACAGUGCAUGUCAGAGCAAAACCCAAGCCAUGAGGUCGAAGGAAUUGAGAGAGAGUUCUUCUGUGGAGAUGGGAGAACCUUCCAGACGGACAACCACCUCUGCAGCACUCUACCAAUCAGGCCAUUAUGGUAGUGGCCAGACGGAAUCCACUCCUCAGUAAAAGGCACAUGACAGCCCGCUUGGAGUUUGCCAAAAGGCACCUAAACACUCUCAGACCAUGAGAAACAAGAUUCUCAUGUCUGAUGAUACCAAGAUUGAACUCUUUGGCCUGAAUGCCAAGCGUCAUGUCUGGAGGAAACCUGACACCAUCUCUACGGUGAAGCAUAGUGGUGGCAGCAUCAUGCUUUGGGGAUGUUUUUCAGCGGCAGGGACUGGGAGACUAGUCAGGAUUGAGGGAAAGAUGAACGGAGCAAAGUACAGAGAUAUCCUUGAUGAAAACCUGCUCCAGAGCACUCAGGACCUCCGACUGGGGCGGAGGUUCACCUUCCAACAGGAUAACGACCCUAAGCACACAGCCAAGACACCACAGGAGUGACUUCAGGACAAGUCUCUGAAUGUCCUUGAGUGGCCCAGCCAGAGCCCAGACUUGAACCCAAUCAAAAAUCUCUGGAGAGACCUGAAAAUAAUUGUGCAGCGACGCUCCCCAUGCAACCUAACCGAGCUUGAGAGGAUCUGCAGAGAAGAAUGGGAGAAACUCCCCAAAUACAGGUGUGCCAAGCUUGUAGCAUCAUACCCAAGAAGACUCAAGGCUGUAAUCGCUGCCAAAGGUGCUUCAACAAAGUACUGAGUAAAGGGUCUGAAUACUUAUGUAAAUGUGAUAUUUCCAGUUUUUUUUUUAUACAUUUGCAAAAAAAAUUGCUUUGUCAUUAUGGGGUUUUGUGUGUAGAUCAAUUUUAGAAUAAGGCUGUAACAUAACACAAUGUGGAAAAAGUCAAGGGGUCUGAAUACUUUCCGAAUGCACUGUAUGUUAUAGUGGGCUAUUUUUAGCACUUUUCUGGGAUGCUUGAUUGUUUUAUUGCUUUACUGGGAAGCUUAGCAGAGGUAGACAUGCUCAUGUUAUUUAUGUUAGUGCAGGGGGAGCUGCACACAGUGGACUUCCUACUAGGGCACACCGCCUGAGUGCUAACAGUAUCACUCUGGUUCAUAGGCACAUUAUUACUGCAUACAAUAGCUGUGGGAUCAGCAGAGGCAUUCAGGGCAGUAAGAGGGACAUAAAUUAGGUAACUUUCAUUGUGUCUUCCAAUGCCCCUGGGAUAAUGUACAUUUGCUGAAGCAUUAUGACAACUCAGCGACACAAUGGUAGGGAUUAAAUGAGCUGGGCUUGGGUUAUUGAUAAGUCAUUGUCUCAACCAGCCUUAUAAUGUUGUGAAAGGAUCCAGGAACUCAAAUGAUUUGGGUGGAUCCCAUCCUCCUUAUAAUACGAUUUGUUUCCAGAAGGUAUCAAAAUUGUCAAUAAAUGUUACACCCACAGAGCUGCAAUAGUUUCGUAGCCAGUUAUGGAGGGCUAAAAGUCUGCUGAACCGUUCAAUGCCACGAUUUAGGGGGGGCAGAGGGCCAGGUAUUAUGGGGCAUUUGUUGGUGUCAAGUAGUGACCCAAUCAGUUCUUUAAAAUCCAUCUUCAGCUUUUCUGAGCUAAGCUUCAUAAUGUCAAUGGAUCCCACAUGAACUAUGAUAGACUCAAUUUCUUGAUGCUGCUUUAAAAUAUAGCUCCACCUGGGGCGGCAGGUAGCUUAGUGGUUAAGAGCGUUGUGCUAGUAACCAAAAGGUCGCUGGUUCUAAUCCCUGAGCCAACUAGGUGAAAAAUCUGUUGAUGUGCCCUUGAGCAAGGCACUUAACCCUAAUUGCUCCUGUAAGUCGCUCUGGAUAAGAGCGUCUGCUAAAUGGCCCAAAAAUAUAUAUAAAAAAAUAAAAUAAAAUAGCUCCAUUCUUGUGUAUUUUAUUUUAUUCCUCUUGUGUUAGUUACUAUUUUAUUUUUUAUUAUAAUUAUUUUAACUCUGCAUUGUUGGGAAAGGUUCAUUACAUGCUGACCAGACCGCAUGCAUGUUGAUAUUUUCCUUCCACAUCAGACAAGAUCAGGACACGCAGGUUGAAAUAUCAAAACAAAAUCUGAACCAACUAAAUUUAUAUUAAUUUGGGGACAGGUCGAAAAGCAUUGAACAUUUAUGGCAAUUUAGCUAGCUAGCAUGUUGUUGCUAGCUAAUUUGUCCUGGGAUAUAAACAUUGGGUUGUUAUUUUACCUGAAAUGCACAAGGUCCUCUACUCCAACAAUUAAUCCACAGAUAAAACGGUAAACCAAGUUCAGGCUUCCUUCAGGCUUCUUCUUCUUUGGACUUUAUAUGUUGGUUGGCAACCAACUUUAAGAUGCAUUACCACCACUGACUGGAGUGUGGACCUCAGUUCAUCUUUCAAUCACCCAGGUGGGUAUAUGCUCCUAAAAACCAAUGAGGAGAUGGGAGAGGCAGUACUUGCAGCGCGUCAAGCAUCACAAAUAGAACCAAGUUCUAUUUUAGCGCCUGGCCACGCAGACACGCGCGAGCAGUGUGAGUGCAAUGAUUGAAUUACAUGUAUGUGUACAUUUAUUUUCCAACGCUCGCGCACGUGACGUGUCCGGUCUGGUCAGCAUGUAAGCAAGCAUUUCACUGUAAGGUCUACAACAAUUGUAUUCGGCGUGUGUGACAAAUGCCAUUUUAUUUUAUUUAAUCAUCAAGCUCUUGAAUAGGUGUAUCAGGUGAAUCAGGUGAGCUAUUUCAGGGCUACAACAAAAUUGUGAAACGUCUGGAGGUCCACAAGGAGAGGUUUGAAAACCACUGCUGUAUAUUAUGGUGAUUAUGUUUCUGGUGGUUCUCAAAGCUGUUAUGUUGUUUCAGAUCAUUGUGGAGGGGGUGAAGGGGAGCAGUGAUGAGGGGGACAUGGCCUUUGAUGACAUCCUGGUAACCAGCAGCCCCUGUCCUCCACCUGGACACUGUGACUUCCAGACCAACCUGUGUGGCUGGACCAACGUGGCCAUGGCAGGGGUGGAUGAGGGGGACUGGCUGAGGAGCAGAGGGGCCUCCCUGAACCCCAACACUGGGCCCAGUGUGGACCACACCACCAACUCCUCCCUAGGUGAGCAUGGGUCAUGUUCAGUACGGCACAACAUAGCAAAAUAUUUUCAAACAGAGAAUGAAAAUGUGCGUUCUUAUUGUUGAAGUAAAGGUAUGAUUGUCUCUGUUUCCAAACAUUUUGAAAGUUUUUGUGUUACGUGUACCUGUCCUGUGGGAAAAAACGCAGGGGAUGUGGCUGACGUGCAAAGGGCUAUUUAAUUUAAUUUCGAAUUUGUUAAAAUUAGGUUAUGGUUAGGGUUAGGACACAUGUCAAACAAAAGGCCCGCGGGCUGAAUCCUCCCCGUGACACAUUUCUAUCCGGCCCACACAGUGAUUUGGGUUGUCAAUUCAUUUUGUCCCGCUUCCAUACAGCCCGCGAUGCAUUGUCACAACCAACGUGCUGCACGCCAAACGGCAGUGCACUGCCACACACACACCCCUCCUCCCAGACCCACCCACACACGAGCCAGCCAGAGCACUGUAUCAUAUCAUCACUAAUGGCACUGACCGAAUCUUCUACCAGACUGAAAGUUUUAAACGUGUUGUAGGCGAAAUGUCCAUGCCAAGUUUAGUUUCCAAUGGGUUACUACAAAACAUAAUGGGGCGGUUUCCUGGACACAGAUUAAGCCUAAUCCUGGACUAAAAAGCAAGAUAAAUGGAAAGAAUCUCCAUUGAAAGCACUUUUUAGUCCAGUACUAGGCUAGGCUUAAUCUGUGUCCGGGAAACCGGCCCUUUGCGUGCACCAUACAGCAGAUGAGGCUGGUGGGAGGAGCUUUAGGAGGACAGGCUUAUUGGAAUGGCUGGACUGGAAUGAAUGGAACAGUAUCAAACAUAUGGAAACCACAUGUUUGACUCUGUUCCAUUUAUUCCAUUACAACCAUUACCUGUCCUCCUAUAGCUCCUCCCACCAGCCUCCACUGCCAUACAGCAAUGCCGCAUUCAACCGCACCGGUGAUCCAUGCAGUGCAAAAAAAUGAAAAACAUGUUUUCAGUUAAAUGUUACAACAACCUACCUAAGUUUUUGUUAUUUGGAGUUAUUAAAUUGUCUUUUAUUAGGGUCGCAGCAUGUAGCCUAAUGCACAUCUGCAAGCAGCAAAGGCUGGACACAUGUAUCUUUUUUUUAAAAUAUGUGUAUAAAAUGCUAUAUACAGCAUCCUAUGUACAUAGGUGGACAUUAUGAAGGGCCAUAUUUUUUCUAAUAAAAAAAUGGCCAGUUUGUGUUUUUUCAGUAUGGCCCUUGCACUGAUUGAGUUUGACACACCUGGGUUAGGGUUAAGGUUAAGGGUUUGGAUAAAGGGACAGCCCAACUAACCAAAAUAUAUAACUGACCCUUACCUUAACCCUAACAUUAAAGGGAUAGUUCAGGAUUUUGUCAAGUUCCCUUUAUCUACUUCCUCAGAGUCAGAUGAACAAGUGGAUAUCAUUUUUAUGUAUCUGCGUCCAGAAUAAAGGAGGUCAGAGGUAGUUUCGCAAGCCAAUGCUAACUAGCUUUUGACGCAAUGACUGGAAGUCUACAUAGACUUCCAGUCAUUACGCUAACGCUAGUUAGCAAUUGCGCUAACGCUAGUUAGCAACUUCUUUCAAACUGCACGCAGAUACAUAAAAAUGGUAUCCACGAGUUAAACUGACUCUUGGAAGUAGAUAAAGGGAACUUGCCAAAAUCCAGUACUAUCCCUUUAAGGUUAGGGUUAAGGUUCAGUUAUAUAUUUUGGCUAUUCUGGCUGUCAAUGGGAUGCUGGUCAGAAAAGGCUCCUUAGUCGCUCCCUGUCCUGUCUCCUCCCAGGUUACUACCUGUAUGUGGACAGUUCUGUGGGCCAAUGGGGAGACAGAUCCAUGCUGUUGAGUGAGAUACUGCAGCCGGACAGCAGGGGGUACUGUCUGACAUUCUGGUUUCACAUGUAUGGCCCUCACAUCGGGACCCUCAACCUCUACAGCAAUGACAGGUGGGUACGAUCGUGUUAUGGAUGGAUGGAUGGAUGGAUGGAUGGAUGGAUGGACGGACGGACGGACGGACAGACAGACAGACAGACAGACAGACAGACAGACAGACAGACAGACAGACAGACAGACAGACAGACAGACAGACAGACAGACAGACAGACAGACAGACAGACAGACAGACAGACAGACAGACAGACAGACAGACAGACAGACAGACAGACAGACAGACAGACAGACAGACAGACAGACAGACAGACAGACAGACAGACAGACAGACAGACAGACAGACAGACAGACAGUUGGGUUGGUGGAUGGAUGGGAGUAUGAAUGGGUGGAUUGAUUGGUUUAUUGAUUGGUUUAUUCUUUCAUUCCCCCAGUAAACAGCAUGCUAGUGGAGGUGCAGUUGAUGUCUUGUGGAUGGAGUCAGGCAGCCAGGGAGACGUGUGGUUGGAGGGCAGCGUAUAUGUGGAUUAUACACAGCCAUUCUGGGUAAGUGUCUACAGUCAUAAGUAUUAAGUAACUAAUUUAACUCUUCAGGGAGGCUUUAUAUUUUGUGGUUGUUGUAGUGGCCAGGAAACCAUACAAGGAUCUUCUUAAAUGUAUAUUUGUUUUCUCCAGGACAAAAAAAACAUAAUAAAAUAGAUGCAAAUGCUCUAUGUGGCUAAGUUAGACUUGCUGCUCUAUGUACGUUUUGUUCCUGGUUUGAUUAAACAUUACUGUACUACUGUAUUAGUGUGUGACUACCUGUGUCAUAAACCACAAUUCCCAAUUCCCAGGCUUCCAAGCCAAGUCAUGAACAAGACUUGGAAGUAUGGUAAUGUGAGACUGCUGUGUCACUAAUUAUACUGUGUAUGUCUGUGAUUAUAUAAAGGCUGUGUCCUGUCCCCUCCACAGUUUGUGUUCAUGUACUGGAGGGGCCGGGCCCCCGGCGGUGAUGUGGCUCUAGAUGACAUCACCAUCCAGCCUGGUCACUGCUACAACACCGUACCCACAGACACUCCAACUCCUACUACAGAUAGUAGGCCUCUCUCUGUAUUGUACUAGACUGUGCUAGACUGUGCUGUGCUCUACUGCACUGCACUAGGCUGGACUGGACUACACUGCACUGAUCUGUAUUGUACUGGACUGGGCUGGACUUGUUCUUACUGGGCUGGAAUGUCUGAUCAAUGGUCACUCAGCCCUCAGGUUUAGACUUUUGGCGUAGUCGGCAGGAUGGUAUUAGGAUGAAUUUACUAACUACCCCUUUUGACAAGGGUGUUACACUAAUGUGCACAAUGAUACAAACAAAUGUACAAUGUACACUAACUUUUGAAUUCUCUAAUGUGUUCUUGUACCUACAGAUUCAUUGUAUGUGUGGUUGGGAGGGGUUUUCUCUCUGCUGGUGCUGACUGUCAUCGCCACUGUUCUCUUUGCACUCCAACGGAAACGCUCCACCAAGUAUGUCAUGAUGAGAAUGAUGAUGAUGAUAAAGUUGGUAAUAAUGAAUUGGUGAUGUCUUUGAUGAUGAUUAUGAUAUUUGUGGUUACAAUGUAAAAUAGAUCAAACGAUAUCUGAUCACAACAGAUAUAAUUCAGUGACAUCUUCCCCACAGCCUACCUAAACCUCUGGAAAAUAAUGUCCCUGUUUUCAAUCCUAACAACGUAAGUAUAAUUACAUGAUUACAUAAAAUACUGAACACUAUCACAAAAUCAUAUUCUAUACUGUUAAAAGUUAUGACUGUCAUUGCCAUAAUGAAAAAGUGUGUUUGAGAGCCAUAUUGGCCAAGUUGUGCUCUGUCUAGGACUAUAUAAAGAUACUCAGUUUUUAUUUCCAGGCUUUAGAACACGGAAGGGACUCUGACCUGUCAUUCUUCAACAUCUUGUAUGAUUCCUCUUCAGACACUGCAGAGUUCAGAGUGGUUGCCUCUGAUGCUUGAGGAGGAAUAACUCCAAACCGUUCUCAUAAUUGUUCUCAUGAGCUCAUAACCAAAAAAAGUUACAAUGUACACUAGGGACAGCAGUUGAAAAUUUGCUGGCUGGCUAAAACCGUCCCUUUUACUGAAACAUUGAUUCAUGUGCGCUAUCCCUGUAAAACUUAAAAUAAACUCAACUUCAAACUCAAACACUACUAAGCACAGUGUCAACUGAAGUGUAUAAGCAACAGUUUGUAUCUAACAGUAUUCAUAUUAUAGUCUUAGGAAAGCUCUAUUGAUAUAUGUUUAUUAUUUUAUGCUCGGGAAUUGCAUUUACCAUAGUGACAAUGUUGAUAAAGAUCAAUAGCUAUGUUAAAAAGUGAUAUAUUCAUAAUGACAUUACAUAAACCAACAACCAGAAAUCUUUGUAGCUGUUUCACUUUACUGUAAUAAAUGGUUAUUUACAAGUUUCUUCUUCAGUCUUUGCCUCUCUAACCUGUAAAUAAGACAACCAUAUCCUGCCUCAUCCCUAGCCCUCUCUCCAAGCCCCAUCCGCAGCCCUCUCUCCCAGCCCCAUCCCCAGUCCCCAGACCUCUCUCCAAGCCCCAUUCCCAGCCCUCUAUCCACCCCCAUCCCCAGUCCCCAGACCUCUCUCCAAGCCCCAUUCCCAGCCCUCUAUCCACCCCCAUCCCCAGUCCCCAGACCUCUCUCCAAGCCCCAUUCCCAGCCCUCUAUCCACCCCCAUCCCCAGUCCCCAGACCUCUCUCCAAGCCCCAUUCCCAGCCCUCUAUCCACCCCCAUCCCCAGUCCCCAGACCUCUCUCCAAGCCCCAGCCCACUAUCCAUCAAUCCCAGGUCCCAGACUCAGUUCAGCCAUGCCCUGGCACAUCCAGCAGAGACAUGGUAGCAAACACCUAGACUUCCUCUGAUCGCUGUCUCUCUCUGCCAGACACACUGGCAUAACACAGUUUCUCUGGACCCCCGCAAGGUCGGAUUUCUUGUUAACAAACUAUAGUUUAGGCAAGUCAGUUAGGACUAUCUACUUUGUGCAUGACACAAGUCAUUUUUCCAACAAUUGUUUACAGACAGAUUAUUUCACUUAUAAUUCACUGUAUCACAAUUCCAGUGUGUCAGAAGUUUACAUACACUAAGUUGACUGUGCCUUUAAACAGCUUGGAAAAUUCCAGAAAAUUAUGUCAUGGCUUUAGAAGCUUCUGUUAGGCUAAUUGAUAUAAUUUGAGUCAAUUGGAGGUGUACCUGUGGAUGUAUUUCAAGGCCUACCUUCAAACUCAGUGCCUCUUUGCUUGAAAUCAGGGGGAAAAUCAAAAGAAAUCAGCCAAGACCUCAUAAAAAAAAUUGUAGACCUCCACAAGUCUGGUUCAUCAUUGGGAGCCUUUUCCAAACGCCUGAAGGUACCACGUUCAUCUGUACAAACAAUAGUACGCAAAUAUAAACACCAUGGGACUGUCUCCUAGAGAUGAGCAUACUUUGGUGCGAAAAGUGCAAAUCAAUCCCAGAACAACAGCAAAGGACCUUGUGAAGAUCCUGGAGGAAACCGGUACAUACAGUGGGGAGAACAAGUAUUUGAUACACUGCCGAUUUUGCAGCUUUUCCUACUUACAAAGCAUGUAGAGGUCUGUAAUUUGUAUCAUAGGUACACUUCAACUGUGAGAGAUGGAAUCUAAAACAAAAAUCCAGAAAAUCACAUUGUAUGAUUUUUAAGUAAUUAAUUUGCAUUUUAUUGCAUGACAUAAGUAUUUGAUCACCUAGCAACCAGUAAGAAUUCCGGCUCUCACAGACCUGUUAGUUUUUCUUUAAGAAGCCCUCCUGUUCUCCACUCAUUACCUGUAUUAACUGCACCUGUUUGAACUCGUUACCUGUAUAAAAGACACCUGUCCACACACUCAAUCAAACAGACUCCAACCUCUCCACAAUGGCUAAGACCAGAGAGCUGUGUAAGGACAUCAGGGAUAAAAUUGUAGACCUGCACAAGGCUGGGAUGGGCUACAGGACAAUAGGCAAGCAGCUUGGUGAGAAGGCAACAACUGUUGGCGCAAUUAUUAGAAAAUGGAAGAAGUUCAAGAUGACGGUCAAUUACCCUCGGUCUGGGGCUCCAUGCAAGAUCUCACCUCGUGGGGCAUCAAUGAUCAUGAGGAAGGUGAGGGAUCAGCCCAGAACUACACGGCAGGACCUGGUCAAUGACCUGAAGAGAGCUGGGACCACAGUCUCAAAGAAAACCAUUAGUAACACACUACACCGUCAUGGAUUAAAAUCCUGCAGCGCACGCAAGGUCCCCCUGCUCAAGCCAGCGCAUGUCCAGGCCCGUCUGAAGUUUGCCAAUGACCAUCUGGAUGAUCCAGAGGAGGAAUGGGAGAAGGUCAUGUGGUCUGAUGAGACAAAAAUAGAGCUUUUUGGUCUAAACUCCACUCGCCGUGUUUGGAGGAAGAAGAAGGAUGAGUACAACCCCAAGAACACCAUCCCAACCGUGAAGCAUGGAGGUGGAAACAUCAUUCUUUGGGGAUGCUUUUCUGCAAAGGGGACAGGACGACUGCACCAUAUUGAGGGGAGGAUGGAUGGGGCCAUGUAUCGCGUGAUCUUGGCCAACAACCUCCUUCCCUCAGUAAGAGCAUUGAAGAUGGAUCGUGGCUGGGUCUUCCAGCAUGACAAUGACCCCAAACACACAGCCAGGGCAACUAAGGAGUGGCUCCGUAAGAAGCAUCUCAAGGUCCUGGAGUGGCCUAGCCAGUCUCCAGACCUGAACCCAAUAGAAAAUCUUUGGAGGGAGCUGAAAGUCCAUAUUGCCCAGCGACAGCCCCGAAACCAGAAGGAUCUGGAGAAGGUCUGUAUGGAGGAGUGGGCCAAAAUCCCUGCUGCAGUGUGUGCAAACCUGGUCAAGACCUACAGGAAACGUAUGAUCUCUGUAAUUGCAAACAAAGGUUUCUGUACCAAAUAUUAAGUUCUGCUUUUCUGAUGUAUCAAAUACUUAUGUCAUGCAAUAAAAUGCGAAUUAAUUACUUAAAAAUCAUACAAUGUGAUUUUCUGGAUUUUUGUUUUAGAUUCCGUCUCUCACAGUUGAAGUGUACCUAUGAUAAAAAUUACAGACCUCUACAUGCUUUGUAAGUAGGAAAACCUGCAAAAUCGGCAGUGUAUCAAAUACUUGUUCUCCCCACUGUAAGUAUCUAUAUCCACAGUAAAACGAGUCCUAUAGCGACAUAACCUGAAAGGCCGCUCAGCAAGGAAGAAGCCACUGCUCCAAAACCGCCGUAAAAAAAGCCAGACUACGGUUUGCAACUGCACAUGGGGAGAAAGAUCGUACUUUUUGGAGAAAUGUUCUCUGGUCUGAUGAAACAAACAUAAAAUGGUUUGGCCAUAAUGACCAUAGUUAUGUUUGGAGGAAAAAGGGGGCUGCUUGCAAGCUGAAGAACACCAUCCCAACUGUGAUUCACGGGGGUGGCAGCAUCAUGCUGUGGGGGUGCUUUGCUGCAGGAGGGACUGGUGCACUUCACAAAAUAGAUGUCAUCAUGAGGAAGGAAAAUUAUGUGGAUAUAUUGAAGCAACAUCUCAAGACAUCAGUCAGGAAGUUAAAGCUUGGUCACAAAUGGGUCUUUCAAAUGGACAAUGGACAAUGACCCCAAUAUUCCAAAGUUGUGGCAAAAUGGCUUAAGGACAACAGUCAAGGAAUUGGAGUGGCCAUCAAUAAGCCCUGACCUCAAUCCUAUAGAAAAUGUGUGGGCAGAACUGAAAAAGCGUGUGCGAGCAAGGAGGCCUACAAACCUGCCUCAGUUACACCAGCUCUGUCAGGAGGAAUGGGCCAAAGUCACCCAAGUUAUUGUGGGAAGCUUGUGGAAGGCUACCCAAAACGUUUGACCCAAGUUUAACAAUUUAAAGGCAAUGCUGUAUGCAAACUUCUGACCCACUGGGAAUGUGAUGAAAUAAAUAAAAGCCUAAAUAAAUCAUUCUCUCUACUAUUAUUCUGACAUUUCACAUUCUUAAAAUAAAGUGGUGAUCCUAACUGAUCUAUGACAGGGAAUUUUUACUAGGAUUAAAUGUCAGGAAUUGUGAAAAACUGAGCUAAAUGUAUUUGGCUAAGGUGUAUGUAAACUUACGACUUCAACUGUAUGUACCGUAUUUAGCUGCUAUUUACAAACUUUGUAUAAAAAUUACACAGCAAAUAAUGGGCACCCCUUUUAAUGGAUCCUUGAAUAACCUUUUGAAUAACCUUUUGGGGUUAAUUUUUUAACUACUUCCCCUAUUAUUAUUAGUAGUAGUAGUAGUAGUAGUAGUAAUAAUACGCUUAACAAUAACAACAAUAACACAAUAUUUUAGUUGUCAGUAUUUAUUAGGAUUUUAGUGGCAAAGCAUAAUAAAAAUCAAAAUAUGAGGUAAACUCCCAGCAGAGCCCCAAGUCCAAUGGGAUAUCCUCUGGCAUGUUGAUGUUAAUGUGUUGAUGUUCUCCGUAUCCAUAGCCAGAAUGAUUUUGCAGUGCAUGGUGAUCGAACAGGUUUCCUAUUAUAUUCAUCAGAGGUGUAGGGAGGGUGAAGUCUGUGAAUCCCAAAAAUAGUAAUUAUACAGAUGAUUAACAAAACAUGCACACGACAGUAUUCAUACCUUGGUUUUUGAUAAUGGUUUUCAUACACAUACCUUGUCCAUAAUGUAGAGGCCUAUGGGAUCUUCAUUGAAGAGGUAAGGGAGGAGGAUGGUACAUGUGAUCUGCAUAAAAUACCAAUACCAAAUGACAUACCUUUGUAUGCCUCCUCAUCUGUAAACCUACAGACACAAAAGUGAGCAGUUCAGUCAUCUGCACCCAAUACAGCGAGCCUUCAAAAAAAUGUUUAUACCAUACAUAUUUUUUUGUCAUUUAGCAGACGCUCUUAUCCAGAGCGACUUACAGUUAGUGAGUGCAUACAUUAUUUUUAUUUUUUAAAUGUUUUCAUACUGGCACCCCGUGGGAAACGAACCCACAACCCUGGCGUUGCAAAUGCCAUGCUCUACCAACUGAGCUACAUCCCUGCCGGCCAUUCACUCACCUACCCUGGACGACGCUGGGCCAAUUGUGCACCGCCCCAUGGGUCUCCCGGUCGCGGCCGGCUACGACAGAGCUGUUGAUUGAUAUCCAUUGAAUUGUAUCCAUUUUCUGUUUUAGAAAGAUUUGCAUAAAUAUGAAAAGAUAGAUGGUAUCAUCAUGAAACAAUAUCAAUUUAGAUCAUACAAGGGACAAACCUUACCUUAAAUUGAGAUCUUGACAUUUGUCCGUUAAGUGCCUGCACCUGCUGUCCUUUCAAAUUAAAAUCCAAAUGUUUCAGUUGGGCAGUUAGGUUCCUGCAAGAACCCCCACCAACUAAUGAGGUUCCUUGAUGAAUUCCACCUCCUAUGGGGUUCUUGGAAUAACCUUUUUGGGGGCCAUUUUCAGUGCCAAGAACCCUAAGGUUCUUCGAAGAACUUUGAGGAUCUUAGAAGAACCCUUGUUGUAGGUCCAGGUUGCAGGCCCGACUGUUUUCUAUACCGAGUAUUGCCAACCCAGACUUUCCUGAGACAUUGUGCAUUAUAGUCCUAUGUCCAUUGUGCUGCACACAAUUUAAACUUAGUCUUGAAUGAUGCAUGCCAAGAUAUACCAGAGAUAAAGGACUGCUGAUAUUUGCAACCACACAACUCAAACGCCGGUUCACCAGUAUGAACGAAAUCGCAAACCGCUUUUUUUUGUUGAAGCCCUCAAGAACUGUUGUCCACUAAAUAUGAUAAUCUAUUUGCGUCUGCCAAUUUAUUGGCUGUCCAGUAUCCAGGCGACCUGUAGAGUUCAUCUCUUUCUGUAAUGUGUUGAGGCCGGCAAUUAAGGAGAAUGAGAGGCUCAAUUAAAGAUGUUGCAGAACUGCUGUAUUUGAAGCACAACUCCGUUCUGCCCAGUUUCCCUGAUGUUUCUAAGGUAAUCAAGCUGUUUUUACCAUCCAGUAACUGUCGCUUCUGCGGAGAGAUAUCGUUUUCUAAACUAAAACUAAAAAAGAACUACCUAAGAAGCAUUAGGCUCUCAUUCUGAUAUGCCUUUUGAACACCUGUAUAAGCUCCACUCAUUGCACUGGCGCCGUCGUAGCCUUGACCACGGCAUUUGUUCACCGAUAUCCCCAAUCAGUAUUUUGUUUUAUUUUUCAAGGCUUGAGGCACUUUUUCAGUCAUAUUCCUAAAGCCCAAGACACAAACACUUAGCUUCCUAAUACAUACAGUACCAGUCAAAAGUUUGGACACACCUACUCGUUCAAGGGUUUUUCUUUAUUUGUAUUAUUUUCUAUAUUGUAAAAUGAUACUGAAGACAUCAAAACUAUUAAAUAACACAUAUGGAAUCUUGUAGUAACCAAAAAAGUGUUAAACAAAUCAAAAUAUAUUUUAUAUUUGAGAUUCUUCAAAUAGCCACCCUUUGCCUUGAUGUACAACCAUCCGACCUCCAGCGCCAGCUUGUUCUUCAGAGGUGGGUACUGCCCCCUGCUGGCCCGGCUGGCACUCACAAAGAUUCAUAUGUUCAUUUACACCUUAAUUUGGUUAAGGGAAGUCACUGAGAACACCAUUUUAUUUUAUGUAUGCUAAACUCAUUGUGACAUUUAGGACAGAACAUCAGACAUUGUUUAUGCCUACAUGGAGUAGUUACACAUUUUAGGGAUGCUCCUCUUACACAGUUGUUUGAGCACAAACCUCCUUUCAGUUCUGUGCUUCCCCGGAGGCGGCCGGUGGGCUGGCCUGCUAUGAAGCUGAAGUUCCGUCGCAGCUUGAGGAAGACUGCAGGGCUGGAGAAGAACGCUGUCGUGGUCAUUGACCCCAAACAAACGUUCAUCAUCUCCGGCCGAGACCGCAGGGAGAGCUUCAUGGACGGCAAGGACAGUUUCAGUGCUGACAGGAAC